Xyrichtys novacula (pearly razorfish) is the source of this 56537-nucleotide messenger RNA. The record is from the annotation of a GenBank genome assembly. Lineage: Eukaryota; Metazoa; Chordata; Actinopteri; Labriformes; Labridae.
CUGAGCCACUGGAACAUGGCGGCUCCGGCCCUGGACGCCACUGCCGCUCCGUCCCGUUGACCAACACAUCCGGCACCGCUCGCACCCACGGCUCCUCAACUCUCAGGUAAGUUUCCUGUCAUUUGUCCUGACACCCCCCUCGCCUCCCCCCAAAAAUACUCAUCCCAUCCCGCCUCGCGUAGGAGAAAUAUCGCAAAUAUUUCACGCCGGAGCUCGUGUAAAGUGUCAGUUCCAGUUCAAAUCGAGGUUAACGUACUUGAGAGUCGCGCGACAUAACCGUUAGGACAUUUGUACGGUGUUUCCUCUCCGCGCGUGACACGACCGUUAUACCGUUUUGUGUGAAUUGAUCCCAAAAAUGUCACCGUCGAGUGUUUGAGACUGGAAAAUAAGGUGAAACGGGACCGGUAUUUGUCGUGCGGGUUAUUUCUCGGUGUCCCUGAUGUUGUUAGCCUCCUUAACAAACUGUACGGCACACUGAAUCGGCUGAACUGACAACCGCAAACGUGUUUUAGGCGAAAUUCACGGAUCGAAAAUGACACUUUUAACCGGUUGUCUGUCAAAAUCCGCUGUUCGGUGUGAGGACUUUGUGGAGAAAAGUAAAUGCUGAUAUUCUUGUGUUUGUUUAACGUGUUCAAACACUGAGUGAUAACUGCACAAAUAUCCCAAACGGGACUUGGGUGUUUAACUUUAACAGUUAGCUGUUAAAACCACCUUCCUGAUCAACAGAAGCGACCAACCGCAGGCUUAUGUGAACCGUGACACCCUGCGUUGGCAACGACCCUGCUCCGGGUGUUGUUGAUGUCAAAGUUGGGUAUUUCUGCUCAAAUAUUCAACAUUUUGGUUUUAUUUUCGAGGUAGUGGUGUCACUCGCGUUGAUAAAUGGCAGUUUGAUGGUGAAAUAUUUGACUUAUUCGCGGUUGAUAUUGCUCCGACUUCCUCAAUAAACCGAAGCAUCAAUGUUAACACUGUCUUCACACAGCUUCCGUCGUCCUGCUUCAAAAUAAAAGAAUUUCAGAUAUCAAUUUCAUGCAAAAACCGUGGUUAUUUUUCUUAUGAGCUUACCCUGAAGUUUUUUCUUGCCACUGCUACUCAUGUUAGAUGAGAUGGUCCAAAACCCAUCUUAGGUUGGUCCUUGAUCAUCAAACAAUGAGCGUGGUCUACACCUGCUCUUGUUCUUUGAAAAGCGUCUUGGGAUGAGGACUGUUGUGAAUUGGCGCUAUAGAAAUAAAUUCGAUUGAUUGAUUGAUAGAUAUUGUGAAUUGUAUAUUUUGGUAUCAAAAAGUCAUUUAAGAAUAAGGCAAAUGGGAUAAGAGAUUUACUUAAAUCAGCCCACCACCUUUAUAUAGCUAUAUAAGCUAUAUUUCCUCCAAAAGAACCAAAAUUCAACACUCACCAAACAACAAUCUGCAUAGUCUGGGACUUUUUCUCCUUUUCAAGACUUUCUGAGGCAGAUUUUUGGUGCUGGAAUCAUACUUGUCUAAAAUGAAAUCAAGGUGUUUGUCUGAUUGAUUGUUGGUGCUUUUAUUUUGAAGAGGAAAUUGACCAGUGUUUGGUCUUAAUCUUGUUCAUUCUGGUGAGCUUGGUAGAGUUUAUCAAUCAGCAUUUGAUGGUAUUAGCACAGACCUUUUUCCUCAUGCAUUUGAUCCCAUGAAGGAAGUGUUUCACACAUAAAUAUACAAACUUGUAAAUGAUUAUAUUCUGAGAAGAGUAAAUUAUUUAUGAGUCAGUCCUCCAACACAAUGCAAAUGACAGCAUUUCUAAUGGGAACAAAAACAGGUGAAACACGACAACAGCUGACUGUAAAUACACUUCUCUCAGUGAAUUGACAAUCGUUUUAUUUCUCUUCAUAUAAAUAUAUGUUCUGCUAAAGUGCAGAUAAUGUGAACAAACAGAUGUUAGUCUGGCCAACAGAGUGUAUUCCUCCUAUUGUGUGCAGGAUCAGCAUUGCCUGAGAAGGGCUGCAGGGCUGUAACUUAAUGUGCUACAGGAGUUUAAACUGAAUAGAGACUCAGCACAGUUUAACUCUAUUGUCUGACAGUCAGGUAGGCUUUCUCUGGUGCAGGACAGGUUCAGGAAUUUGUCCUUAUUUGCUGUUGUGCUGGUUUGUCUGUGUUUGCUGUUGUGCUGGUAUGUUACUGUAGAGAACCUGUAAGUUUGCCUACGUGACAGGUGCCAUCUGACUCCUCUAGAUGUGUUAUCUUUGAGGGCUGGACUCCUGAUUUUUUGGCUCUUUAAAGCUUAUUUGCUCUUUCCCUGCACCCCAAAGUGAACUUUGAAAAGUGUUGCAACACUCGGGUUGCCAGGUCCUGUGUUUAUCCCCUCUGUUGUGAACUAUAUUCUGCAGUUUUCAUGUGUUAGGUUCAGCAACAUGACUCUGACAAUAAGCAAUUAAACAAUUACAGCCUGAUCACCGGGCUUUAAUGCACCAGGGUUGUUAUUUAGCUGCAGCAAGAGUGCAAGGAAUGUAUUUAAGACCAAGAUCUUAACAUGAGAUUGGCCGUUUGCCCAGUGAGGGAUUCUUAGUAGCUUGAAUUCACUCGACCACGUGAGGGCUCAAAUAAUGCCCUGACCAAUGACAACAGCAGCAGCAGGAGAAACAGAAGGAGGAGGAGGAGGGGAAAAGGCUUGACUGUGCACUUCUCCAUUGCAGGUUUCCACCAGGUUUUAUCCUCAGCAGGCAAAUCCAGAGGAAAGAGAAGAAAUUCAAAGUCCAACUGCAAAAAGCGUGCAUUUUCAGUUUGUUCCUAAAGACACAUGUCCUGUGCAUGAUUACAAAACCACCACUGUCUUUAAACUGUUGUGAGGGUUUAUCUGAUUCAUGAUAUAAACAUUAAACAUAGAGUCAGAGACGUCUGGAUGAGCUUUUCUAAACGCUUUUCCCAAUACUGAGAAUAACUAGUCCUGAUCUAAUACUACUAAAGCCGCAUUUCUGUAUUCUUGUUGACGAAAGUGAAGCUAAGUGUUGGUUCAUGCAGGAUUUAGCAGUCAUAGGCCUGACAGGUUAGAGCCAAGUAUAACUGUAUUAUGGCAUGACGAAAUGCAGAAUGUGGCGCAUUACAAACUCCAACAGUAAACAUAGUUCACAUGCCUUUGUCGGAUGUAAAAUUAAAAGUCAAAAUCCCAACGUCACAACCAAGAGUAAACCAUAAACAGUUAUGUUGAGCCUGAUUAAUCUCUUGUGUAUCUCUAAUCCCAAUUAUUCAGAUUGUAAUUAAAACCAUGAUUAUUAAUCACUAUUAGUCAUGAUUUGAGAUCAAUCACAAACUGUAGGAAAAUGCUGUUUUACCUGGUUAGUUAACCAAAGCAUGCCUGUCCGUCUAACUGGAUUUUUAGCCUUCUAGUCGUGAAGUCGGUUGCACUCACACACGCUAAAGAUCUCUACAGUUUAUUUUUUGUAGUGCUCAGUCGGUCCUUUGGCUUUUCAGACGCACAAUGACCUCCUCCUGCUCUCCUCAUCUGCCUCCUCCUGCUCCUCUCAACUACCUUGCACACCCAAACUUCAUUUACAUCGAUCUGAGCUCGUAACGAUUAAGUUAAAGUGAGACUUUGAUCGGUCCCCUUGCUCCUACUGUGUUGGGGUGUGUUACCUUGUUUCUAAGUAAAUAAAAGCAACUUUUAUUAGCUGCUUUAAGAGACAGACUUACAUUAUUGGAAUAAUUAGUAUUGAUAAAAUAUUCCCUUUAUUGUCACCAAACAUCGGACGUCGAAGAUCAAGUUAGUAUUGGGUCGGUCUGUCAAAGACCACAUCUAGACAUCAGUGCGACGUGCAAAACAGGUUAGAAAUUUCCAAAUUGAUGCUUUUUUAAAAGUCGCUCUGAUGUUUAUAAUUUGGACGUCAUCUGAAGACCAAAUCUAGACGUCAUUAUUGGACCUCUUUUAGACGUUGAAAUGACGUUCACAUUUGUACCUCAUCAUCAAAAAAAUACGUUAAAUAGAUGUCAUUUCGACGUCGCAGUGCGCAGUGGGUUGGCCUGAUAAUCUGUGGAUAACCCUCUGCAAAUUUGUGCAUACCCAACAAAAUGACCUCAUCCUAAAAAGCUGCUUUAUCUUGUCAUGGCGACAUCAGGAAGAAGUAUAAAAUAUAACAAUUAAAACAGAGAUUAGUAUUUGCAAAUCAAAUUCAAGAACAAAAAACUGACCCACUGCAUCAAAGUUCAGAGCUGGAACCUGCUGCUGUCGUAUAUUUUUGUACCUCAUCUUCUUCUGGACACAUUUUGCAGAGGGAAUAUUACAGUAAUUAUGGUAAUCAGGCUCUACAGGAGGCUUUUGGAGGAGUCGUGACAUGGCUGUGCAUGUGUGUGUUUGUGUGUGUGCGUGUGUCUGUGUGUGUGAUGUGUAGGUUAAUUAGAGCACUUGGUCUCAGGAGGAUCAGACCUGGAAGACGACCGUCUCUGCUACGUGACAGAGAGCCAGGUGGCUGUAAGUGUGUGUGUGUAUGUGUGUGUGAGUGUGAGUGUGAGAGAGUCUGAUAAGUUGGUGGCAGUGAGAAGAGCCAGACACAAACAAACACAGCUGGGAGACACAAACACAAACAAGCACACACCCAUUGGAUGCUCUACCUGGAGCCCAUUCAUAUCAGAUAUUCUUCUUGUAUUUGCAGGUGAGCACGGAGAUUUGAACUCAUCCUGCCAGCGAUGUUUGUUUCCUUAUACACUGCACUUGUGUGUUGUAUAUGGUGUUUUUGUACAGCACUCCAUUGUAGUAACAAAGAAAUAUACCGACAUGUUAAAUGGUGGUUUUUAGUUAUUUAAGACAGCCAUAAAGAUGUUUUAAAGUGUGAGCUUUAGGGUAAUAGUGAGUAAAAAGAGCUGUUUGUUUGUGUCACAGAUGCCUGUUUAACCCUGGAUUUUAAGGAUGUGCAUUUAACAUUCAAUGUUUCAUUCAAUAAUCCAUCUGAGAGUGGUUUUCUCUUCAGAGAUUUUGCAGCUCGUCUGUCAGGAGUUUGGUUUGCAUCAGCGAGAGACACUGCUGUUUCUGUUGGCUGGUCAGCUAAACGUGGGGCUCAAAGUUCAACCUAAAGGACUCUAUUUUCAGAAGGUUUGAGUUUCUCGCCUCAACAAAAUCUGUGGAGGGCAACAUAAUAUUUGCUGCAUAUCAGGUGUAGACUCGUGCAUUAAUGAGGAAUACAAUAUUCAUAGCUUUCUCUACAUUCAACCUCUCCUAUAUGUUCAAGAACCGUAACAAAGCUUUACAGGGUGGAAGCAGCAGACCAGGGAGCCAAGUCCAGCAGGUUGCAUAACAAGUGCUAAUUUGGUUAGCUGGAGUUGACAGCGGCUGUAAUUCUCCAGCACUGGGACAGCAGAGCUGAGUUAGAGCAAGUCCACAGGCCUCCAGCAGGAUAAUACAAGCUAAUAGCAUAACAAGCUUUUGCGGAACAAACCUAGGCUGUAGCCAGAGUUAACUGUGGUGCUUUUCAAUGCUUUUGGUCUAGGCUGCUGAUGGCAAGGAGAUACAGGAGUUUUGGAAGAAUUACUGUGGUUAAUGCAGCCAAAGAUCAGGCUUAGGUCAAGUUUGAUUGGUCAAGAUUUACUCUGACUUACUUUACUCUAACCUCAGAAUCAUCCAAAAAUCCAUAAAUAACCAGGAAGAAAUGGGCAGCGAAAUUAAGGGUUUAAGUACUUUCAGCUUUAAAACAAUAAAUAAAUAAAAAUAAAAGUGCCCGCAGUGACACGGGCCCUAAGUUUAAUUUGCCUUUGUUGUCAUUUAUACCAAUCAAUCAGGGUCCUUUGUUUAAAAUGGGGCGGGUUCUGUCAGAAAACAGCACAGCAGCAUAUACAUAAACAACCAAGAUGGCAGCUUCCGCCACUGAAAAGUACAUUGAAUAUUAACAAUGUAAAGAAUGCACAUCCACUGGAGUGAUAGGUGUGUUUUUAUUCAUCUCAUUUCAUCCCAACAUUCUAGAACCCAGCAUUCUCGAACAUAUUGUUACAUAACCGAACAUUUUAGAAUCAAAUAUCUUUUUGGCUAAAGGUUGUUGAAAUGCGUAAAGCAUUCUAGAACCCAGAAUUUCGGAACAGAACAUUCUGGAACCCAGGAUUUUGGAACCCAACGUUCAAGUAUCCAACAUUCUAGAACCCAGCAUUCUGGAACCCAACAUUCUAAAACCCAGCAUUUUGGAACCCACAAUUCUAGAACCCAACAUUCUCGAACAUAUUGUUACGUAACUUUUAGUUUUAGAAUCAAGUAUCUUUGUGGCUAAAGGUUGUUUUACAUCUCUGCUGCAAUGCAUAAAGCAUUCUUGAACCAAGCAUUUUGGAACCCAGUGUUUUGCAACCCAACAUUCUAGAACCCAGCAUUCUAGAACAUAUUGUUACAUUACCAAACUUUCUAGAAUCAAGUUCUAGGACCCAGAAUUUUGGAACCCAAAAUUCAAGAACCCAACAUUCUAGAACAUAUUAUUACAUCACCAAACUUUCUAGAAUCAAGUAUCUUAACAGUUAAACUUCAGUGUUUUUACAAAAAAAAAAAAUCAGUCCUGUCGUGCCUUUUGUUACCAAUACUUACACUAUCAGUAUCACCAAAUAUCCCCUGGGUAUAAACAAAGUAUUCUGAUUCUGAUCCUGAUCUUGUCAUAGAUGAAAACUUUUUGACAAAAUACUCUGGAUUUUGGUUCAAAUAUAAUUAUUUUUAGGGUUUUUGAUUGCAUCUGACUUUUACUGACAGCCCAAAGCACACUGAAGAGUAUCUGAGUCCUAGAAAAGAAGAGAUUCCUCGAAAGAUCGUCUCCUCUGGACUUUUUUUUAGUUUACAAACUGAACGGAAUCACAGCCUCAGACUCUGUAACUGCGUGUAGGAAAAGAAAGCAUUUGCUCUUGCAUGUGUGCUUGUGCAAUUCACAAAACAGUUGGGCAGAGAUCAGCUGUCCAUCCCCUCCUACACACACACACACACGCACACGCCAGCACUGUCACGCUCUGACACACACUGACACACAAACACUGACACAUGCACACAUAUGCAGCUAUCUCUCAGUGGUGGCAGGUGCAUUUUGAAGUGUUGUGGCGUUUAAGUCCACAAUGUCCAAAUGACAGAGAGGGCGGCUGUUUGAUCCAAACACACACACACACACACACUCUAACACACACACUCACACACACACACACACACACACACACACACACACACACACACACACACACACACACACACACACACACACACUCUAACACACACACUCACACACAGAUGACACUCAAACACGCAGCAGGGGGAAGAGCCAGCAGAUGUUUCAAACAUGGCUGCUGACCAAAAAGCUCACUUCUCCUUUUUCUUUUUUUUUUUACUUUUCAUUUAUUGCUCUUGAUUACAGUAACCCUUCACACCCCGCAUACUCAAAGACACACAAAAACACACACAAUAGUCAUGAUGAGUACAAUAGAGACUGCUAGAACUUUCUAGGGCAGGUAUUUUCCUGCGGUAGUUUUUGGUAAUUUCUUGUAAUCGUGUUACAAUGUGGUGAUUUUUAAGUUUGCUCUAUCUCUUGAUUUUCUUUAAAUAUGCUGGUUUAUGUGACUCCCAUUGAGUUAUAUUUUUUGUGUAAUUUUGUAAGGAUAUUUACAGACAACUCCUCACUCUUUGCCUUAGUGGUCCCUCCAUUUUAUACAUCUACCAAUGCACUAAAGAAGGUCUGAAAUGCCGAGGAAAAAGGACAUUGUCCAUUAAGAGACUGUGCUGUUUCCCAUUCAGAGUUAUGGUGCAUGUCUUAUAGCAUGCCCCGGACUGAAUCAAGUUAAACAUUGUACUGUAUGUUACUCAGGAAGGACAUCAUUGACAAUAAGGACCUAAAAAUACAUCCCACAUCAAAUGCCAGCAAGCAAAUUACACAGAAAUGCAUUUAGAUGACUCAAGUGAAUUCACUACAAACAAUAGUGCACGGAAAUUACAGCAAUAAAUGGACUUCAAAUGGUGAAAAUGUUGUGUAGAAAGCAAUACAUGUAACAUUAUGUUGGAAGAAGAGGUGAUGAUUCACAGAGGAGAACAUGUGACGAGUGAUAUUUCCUGUAAUGUCAUUAGAUUACAUAAGACAAGGAAGGACGGCAUGGAGCGAGCAGGUAGAGUCUGUGAAGACAUGUAAACACGCAGAAAGCAGCUAAUUAGUGCAGGUUUGAGCUUUUUAAAAACAGCGAAAGGUCUUUUUGUGAAAUAGGACGUCUGUGAACGUGAAGCAAAGCCAGUGGGAACCCACUGAACCUGGACCGGCACCACACUGGCCCGGGUCAGCCUCACAGUGUGAAAAAGGCCCCCAAACCCUCUGACUGGUCCUCCAGGGCAGGGUCAGUGUCUGGGAAAAGCAGCGGGUUUUCUUGUUUUUGUGGGCCGGAGUGAGACUUCCAGCAUAAGCAGUGUGUGAUGUUGAAGAUGAAAAUCAGCUCAAUAAUUGACCCUGUAAUAAACAACUCAACAGCAUAUAUCUGAAACACUUACUCAUACAUACGGCCUCUGUUUGAACUCUGUGAUGCUGUUUUAUUACCUCUGUGACUCAAUAAUCCGUCAAUGUUAGUCUAUCAUCUUUAUCUUUGAAAGCGUAUGACAUUUAGCUGCCGGUAGCACCAGUAAAUACGCAUUAUUCUCUCCAUAUCAAGCUCCAGUUCACAGAUCAUAUUGCGUUUAACAUUUCUCUAAACAAACAGGUCCAAAAAUGUCUCCAACUCUUGGCAGUUCGCUCUUGUUUUGCGCCUGAUGAACUGUCGGCAUCACCACUCUCUACUACUCAGAUCUGCCAAUGUGACCACGCUGAGAAGGCUGAGCCUGGGUAUUCCCAAACUGAUGUAUCUUUAGAUUAUAACAAUAAGACUAACAGUGAAGUAAUAUUAACAGACUUUAUGGAAAGAUACUGUGACUUUAGGUCAUCCAGAGGUGGAGUUUUGUCUUGAUCGAUGAAAUUUAAAGGGCAUAAAUACGGUGGUAUUUAUAUACUGUGGUAUUUGAAAUAGCUCUGCUCACUGUCUUUAAUCUGAAUCAUGUCUUAUGUGUGUUUCAGAAAUGACUGAGUGAUGUCCCAAGGAAAAAACUUUGUGGAUAUUUACCCAGAAUGCUUUGCUUAUGAGGUAAGUACGCAAUUAUGAUUUAAUAAGCUCUUCAACCCUGAUAUCUUUUAAAUUUUUUUUGCUCAUCUUGUUCCCACAAAGUCUUUUCAUUUGCGUGCAAGAUAUUAGGAAUUAAUUAAUUUCUAUUAUUUACCCUCAAUAUAUUUACAUAAUGUCUACAAGAUAGCUUUGUUGUGUACUCGUUGUGGUGGCAACUCUGUAGAAAACUGGAAUAUUACCGAGUGAACGAAUUGUGUUGCGCAAUUUUAGCAAAUCGGUUGUGGGAAGUGGAUUUAUAACUACCAGCACUACUGUAGACCAAGUUCAGCGACUGUGAGGUUAGCUGGCAGGGUGGGCUUACCCGGAAUUUCCACCACAUCUGGAAUGGCGUCGAUUUUCGCCGUCUGUCGAUUCCUACCACAUCUGUUUGUGAGGCGAAUUUCGUGGCAGAUUUCGGACAGCAGGAACCGUGAGAACUUACAAGAUCCAGUGGAUUCACGUGCAAUCGCGAGAUAACAAGUUGUCUUUAGCCACAUAGGCUAACCAUACAAGCAGUAAAUUGUGUCCUUCCAGAGGAGGAAAUCUACUUCUAGACUUCUAGAAUCAGCAUCUCUUCAUCCAUGGUGUCAUCGGGGUGAAAAUGAAAACCUUUUAGCCGGAUGUUUUAUUUUCUGUCUGUGCCCGACUUCCUUUCCAGCACGGGUUAAUCUGUGCUGAAUUUAUCCGCCCAGCUCCGAUGUCUGGAAAAAAUAGAACUCUUGCGAUCAGCUGCGAAGUUCAGCGAUCCGCAGAGGAACGGAAAGAAGCCGGUGGAAAUUGACACGCUAACUUGAACGGUUACGAUCAGCUACGAUCGUCGGAAACGGCCUUUUCGUAGCCGUUCCGGUGGAAAUUGGGGGUUAGCAGAUGGUAUGAGAGCGAGCUUCACAUCUGCAUGAAAACUUCACAUUACUGAACGCUACAUAAGUGCAUGCAGGAAUGCACAGACUCCUGGUGACUUAUAUUUUGGUUUCUAUGGUAAUAAAAAGUAGUCAACAGUUCGCUCAGUUUCUGCAUAAAUGCUCCGAAAACAAUGAGCACAGCAUCAGGAUUACUGCUCUGUGAGAAUUUCAGGUAUUUGCUGGACUCCCAACUCUUUCCUCCGCACUGUUGGGUCGGUGUAGAGUGACUGAAAAAACAACCACGUGUUUGAGCUGCGCCCCCUCACAGCCGGGAUACAGCAAAGUUUUGGUCAAACGAAAACAUCACCGCUCUGAGCGUUCUUCUGGAAACUGAAGCAGCCUCUGAGGUGGAUACCAAACCUUGUGAAAGUGGUUUUUUUAGAGAGAAUAAUGAGGAGAAAAACAAGAGGUGGGGUCAGUGUGAGGCCCGAGUGUGACAGCGGUCAGGUGGAGAGGCUGAGCAAUCCUGCUGCAGUUUGUACAGCGAGCGUUAAAACUGGUUCUCUGUAACAGCAACAGGCUGGAAAAGCAAACAGGCAGGCGGCAUGAAAGUGGAAGAAGAGGAAGAUUCGUUUGUUGUGGUGUGUGUGUGUGUGAGAAAUAGAGGUGUGUGCGUGUUACAGCGACACAGCCAGCUUGACAAAUUUUGUGUCUUUGUGCGUAUGUAUGUGUUAGCCGUGUGUGUGUGUUAUUGUGUGACCUGUAAGCACAGCUGCUUCCACCAGCACUCACAGCUUUUGUCAUUUUAAAAUUACCCCUCCUCUCUCCCUCUUUCUCUCUUUCACUCUCUCACUUUCACUUGUGUUUUCUGCUGUCUCACUUUGUGUGUUUCUGUGUGUUUGUGUGCGAGUGUGUGUUUGUGUGUGAGGCUUAUUAUGGAGACAGGGAGGAGGCUUAUUAUGAGUGCACAGUAACAGGCUUUAACACUGCCUGUCUGUCUCUGUUAACUCGACGGAUUCACUGCUUCAAAACUCGUUCAUUUGCUUUUAUUUUGAAGUUGUUUUUCUCAAACUUCCUGUGAGAAGUUUUUAGCAGGUUAUGAAACAGACAGGGAUCAAUACUGGUGCAUCUACAUUGGAAGUGGACCAAUUAUCAGGCUUGGCCUAUUUUUGGCUCCAAUUUUCGGCAUUUGGCUUUAUUAUCUCGACCUUUUUCAUUGAACAGCUCAGCCGCUAUUUUGUGUUGCUACCGCUUUGACUUUUUCUCUGACCCUGUAUACUUGCACCUUUUUCCCCAGCUAUUGCUCCGCCCACAAAACCAUUUCUGAUUGGCUCGAUAUCUCAUGACUAACAUUUGCUAAUGUUGAGGUUUAUAAUUCAUUUACUUUUUGACUUAUUGGCUGAAUUGGCAGGUAGAUCGAAAAAAAUUCACUUGCAGUGCAAAUUUUCACCGGCCACAAUCAUAACAUUAGGGCUUAAGUGCAGCUAGCUUAUUUUUAGUAUUUCGCACAAAACAGGCAGUUGAGCAGCCGUAGUUGGAGUCAACAGUUUUUAGUUACGUCCAUGUAGAUUCUCAUUCAUCCAGGUCAUGGUUAUCUUGAAGACUCCAAAAACAGGCAACUGGACUGUGUAGAGUUGGACUCUACACAGUCCAGUCGCCUGUUUUGGUCCUCAAGAGUUUUUAGUUACAUGACUAUAAUGCCGCAAAUAUUUACUGGCCAUAUGGCGCAUUGCCCCCCUAAAAUCUACCGAUUAAAUCAGUUGACACCGGUGAACCAAGUUUUGACGCACUGGUUCUGAAUAUAAAUUGCUGGUCUCAUGAACUACCAGUAACUGGUAUCAGAGUCAGCCCUGGAAAACCGAUAUCAGUCAACUCCUAGUCUGUAAGAGCAAAGAGUGUAUCAUCUGCAUAAAGACCGACUGUUUGUACAAGUCCUGAAACUGCUGCCAAAAGGUGUCAGACAGAGUGACUAACAACAGGCUGAGGACACACCUUUGUUUUAGGUUGUUUACAUGGAAAUGUUUAUAACAGACAUGGUAAACUACUGCCGAUCAUUUACACAGAAACAGCGUUUUAAUCCAAACUUUUGUGAAUGGGAUCCAAAGUGGAAGUUCUCUGUCCCAAUCCCACAUGUUCAUUACGUUCCCGGUCAAAGAGCUAAUGCGCCAUUAGACAAUAGCAUCAAUGGCGGACUAUUGAGCCGUCUUUGUCCUUUCUUAGUGCUAUCCUCUCAUUAUUUUUGUGUUUUGUAGAACCCCUUUAUGUAUUGUGUUCUUCAGUGGUGUUUCAAUAGCGCCAACUGCUGGCCUGGCACAAUCUUUUCAGCUAUCCUUGAGCACCUUGUUUGAGUGCGAAUUGAUAAUUUUGCAUCGUAAAGAUUCACAGACUUGUUUUCCUAUGUGUAGAUUUUAGCUGGUUAUAAAACAGAAAAAUUGCACUCAUAGUUCUUUGUCACCUUCAAGAGAAAACCAGACCUUCAACAUUAAGUUGAGCUACUUCUGUGUGGUGGUCUUUGACGUCUGAAACCGCUAACGGGGGGAGGGGAGGUGUCAGUUUUAGUGACUAAAAUGCUCGUCACGCUCUAACAGGUCAGUAACUGUUUCAGUUUGAUGCACUUUCGUUUCGGAUUGAGAAACCGUUGCCCAUGUGAGCACCGAUGGGAAUGUGAUGUAGAGUAUUUCACAAUUCCAUUUGUCAGCUGAUCUCUCUCUUAACAUUGGUGUUAAUGGGGAUUCCCAAACUUUUGAACUCAUCCUCUAGUGGACACUCAUGGAACUGCACCUUUUGCACUUCCACAUUCGUUUCGUUUGGGAAGAUCAAAUUUUCAAACUUUCCAACAACAUAUUGGCGGAUAAUAUAGUGUGAUUUAAAACCUCUGAAGCUACUUCAACUAUCAUCGGUAACAAGCUAACAAGCUAACAAACAGAACAACCAAAGGUGCUAACCUCCGUUUACACUCUGAGUGAAAUGUGUGAGUAGCAAACUUAAGAAGCAGUAGUUCGCUGUGAAGUGCUUUCUAGAUGUUGUUUUUAUUCACAGCUAAGAGAAAUGAAACCAAACCAGACCAGUGAUGAGUCAGGCUGACGCUGAUGUGGUGACGUGCUGCUGUCUUCUUACAGCCUGUGUAGGCAAGUUGUGAUAGUAAACAUGGCCACCAAAAGUACAUAGACACCCCUGGUUGUGGUGUGAGGCUGGUUUUGAAGGUAAGACCCCAGUUUCCAGUAAAGAGAAACUUCAAUUUUGCAUACUUCUUGACAUCAGGGUGCUUCCAACUCUGACAUGGCGGCACAGCUGUGCAGAAAGCAAAGCCCACAGAGGACUGAUCGUGGUUUUCUAUUUCAUGUGGAGGCUGAUUGAUACCACACCUUUGGGAUGAAGUUGAAGAAGCAGAGAAAGUACCUGAAGGUUCCAAAAUGUUGUGGAAAGUUCCCAGAAGAGUCAAGGCUGCCAUCAUGGUGGCUUAAUGGGGAGCUAUUUUGUAAUUCUUGUCUGAAGUUUGGUGUAAGUUUUCAUGCCCCGAAGGUUCAAACUGGUUCAGUAGUCUUUAUGGUAUUUGAGGUAGUAGUGUGCUUCAUGUGGUUGCCUACCUUCCUGGAGAACAAAACAAACAUUUGGUUUUGAUUGCAUAGAAAGUAUGGAAGACAGCAAACCGUCAGUCAGUUAAUACGUGUUGUUAUUGCCUUAGUAUGACUGAAACUGGAAUUUUAGAAAACAUGUGAACACGUGAGUCUGAAUGAAAAGUUGAACUCCUCACAGUUGGACUAACCCACUGAGCAAUAGACGGCUACUAGACUCUAGUUUUUUUUUUUAGACCUAAUUUCAACCGUCUAGAUUCUUUACAUUUUUAGAUGGAAUUUAGAUUCUACUUCUUUUGUCUUGUUUUUUUGGUUUAAAGUGGAAAAACAAUGAAAAUAGACAAAUUUAAAGACAUUUUUAUUCACUUUUUACUGUGAAUCCUGAGUAACAACCUUAAAAUACGCCGGUUUAGAAGGAAAGUCCAAAAAUAUCUGAAUAUCUUUUAAAAGAACUUAAUUUCAAAUUACUAAAAUAAAAUGUAAAAACUUUAUCAUUGUCACUAACACCUAUUAAAUAAGAAUGUAUACCAUAAAAACACGAUUAACGGAUAAAACUUUGUCUUUACAUUAAAAAAGAAUGGUUAUUUAACUCCAUCUCCCAUGAUUCCUUGCUUGAGCAUUAUUCAAACAAAGUGUUUUGUCACUUAUUUGACAGUGAGACCUUUAACAGUGAAAAAAACAUAUUGAAACUAUCCUUAAAAUGAACAUUUUAAAAAGAUUUAACUCAUUUUAUGGCAUUAUUUUUGUAUAAAAGCAUAAAAAGUUUCUGUUUUCGUCAAAUUAAGUGUAAAAAGUGCCUAAAAGAACUUAAGAGUCGUGUUAGAGUCUAAAAUUUAAAUACAACAGGUCAUGUAAAUCAUUCAGUAACAGGCUGGGAGGGAGAGGGAGAGGGAGAGGGAGGGAGUGUUUUCUACACAUUGGCUAAUAGGAGGAAAGAGGGUGAGUGUGUGGUGGGAGGAGACAGGGAGGAGUGUGUGAUUGUGUGUGUGUCUAUGUGAUGGGGGAGGGGACAGAGAAAGAGAGAGAGAGAGAGAGAGAGAGAGGAUUUGUGGCAUGUAGUUAGUCAGCUGUCAUUAGGCACAGAUGACACACACACAAACACACACACACACAUAGAGGGAGGUAAUCUCCCAGAGAAAAGAGAGGAAAUACAAACCAAGCGAGUGUGUGUCUGUGUGUGUUUGUUGUGCUGUUGUUGACUUGUGUGCAUGGUGUGAAAAACCUGUGUGUCAGCCUGGCCGGCAUGGGAUAGUCGGCCGGCGUUGGACUGGUUAUGGACUGGUUUUACCAAAGCAGAGGUGAGUAGCGACCAUCCUCCUCUUCUAGUGUGUUUCUGAUGGAUUUAAAGGGCCAGUCCGCUCUUUUUGGUGAUUUAAACGAGACUGAAACGGUUUUAACUGAAGUGUUUGAGCGACUUUUACUCAUAGAUCGGGGUGAGAAACAGCCUCAAACUGCAUUAUAACUUGUUUGACUGUGUUGAAGUACCUGUCAGUCAAUAUGGGAGUGGUGUAAAGGCAUGUGUUUUAAAUAGUCAAGCUACUGUUUUGUUUACUUUUGGCACAAGAUCACAGCUUUAGUGACACAUCAUAAAAGAAAAUGUGCGAUAAUUUUAGCGAAAAUCUCAGCUAAUGCGUUAACAGUGUGUAUUUAGAUCUUAAUAAUAAACGGCAGAGACACAGGCUGAGUCUAAGCAGGCCAACAUGAUCAUUUUGUGUACUGGUUACCACACAGUGAUGCUCACAGUUGCAUGACCGUCUUAGUCAGACCUGGACUUUGAGCUGUCAUGUAUUAUUGUGGUUUUUGACACUGUGUGUUUGAGUACGUGUGUGUUGGAGGGGAGGUGGUGGUGGUUAUGAAUGACUGGUCUCUCUCUUCCACACGCACGCACACACACACACUAACAGAGUGCACAGUCAGCAGGGCUGUAGCUGCUCUGUCACCUGAGGUCUGAGCAGCCAACUGUUUACCCAGUUUGCUUUGCUGCAACAACAACUGUUGUUCGGACUCAUUCAGGAAGAAACGGCUUCUCAACACGGACGGAAAAUGAUUCGAUCAAGUCAAUCUGCGACAAAUGUGAAGUUUGCAGCAGUUUCAGGAUGAUGAGUUGGCUCUUUUCCUGCCGUUCUUCUGUCGGAGGUGUGUGUGAAUGUUCCAUGUUGACGUGGUUUCUAAUGCACAAACUGCAGACGCUGCAUUAUUAGACUGUGUGCACGCUGAGUAUGAAAGCGCAAGUCUUCUAUCUCAGAAGAUAUCCUGUCGGUUCUCGGGGUUUUGCGAUUAAUAGUGCUGAUAGCAGAUCCUGCCGAAGUGUCUGGUUUCAUCCAGCGCUCUGUAAAGAUGGCAAAGACAAAGACAGAGUUUCGGUUGGUCUAACUCAUGUAGGUUUGUGCAAAAAAGUCCUCAGUACCAAAACCUAUACUUGUUUCAUAAACAUAGUUGGAUUUAUUCUUGUGUGUUUGUAAUUUGUACCUCCACAGCGCCAUAAUGCAAAGAAAAAUCAAGGGCUGAAGAAUAACCCCCAAUUUCCACCGCUUCCUGGGGGCCGUAUCUGCCAAUCGUAGCUGAUUGUAAUAAUUCAAGUUAAUGUGUCAAUUUCCAACGGCUUCUUUCCAUUCCGAUUCGGAUCGCUGGACUCUGCAGCUGAUCGUAAGAGUUUUAUUUUUUCCGGACGCCAGAGCAUGCUGGAUAAAUUCUGCACAGAUUAACUCUUGCUGGAAAGGAAGUCAGGCACAAAGACAAAAUAAAACAUCCGGCUUCUUUUCAAAAUAAAACACACCAUGAACGGACGAACAAGUGAAAUGUUUUUAGACGUCAUUUCACCCCGAUGACACCAUGGAGAUGCUGAUUCUAGAAGUCUAGAAGUAGAUUUCCUCCUCUGGUUAGCCUAUGUGGCUAAAAGCAACUUGUUAUCCCGUUGUUGCACAUGAAUCCGCGGGUUCUUGUGAGUUCUCACGAUUCCUGCUGUCCGUAAUCUCCCACAAAAUUGUCUCACAAACAAAUUCGGUAGGAAUUGGCGUACAGUGAAAAUCACUACUGUUCCAGAUCCAGAUGCAGUGAAAAUCCCGGGUUUAUCAUUCAACACUAUAAGUUCUCGUUGUCCAAGAUUAAUAUUCAACAAAAACCUCAAUGAAAUUCACUGAAACACAAAGACAAGCUGACCUUUGUGCAGGGAGAGUCUGUAUCUGCAGGCCCGUAGAAUGUAAACAUGCACACCAGUUGGAUUGCUCCAUCGCAGAUACCCCGGAAUCGCUUCUUUAGAAAGACAGAAUUUUAAAGAAGUGUUAACCUGCUAGUCUUGGGGUUUAUUUACAGACAGAGAGUUUUGUUUUGUACUUGUGUUGUCAUGAUAUUCAAGUCAUAAGUGGUUAGGACAUAAACUAGCUUCACAGAAGAGUCCACUUCCCCCUUCAUAGUUGCGAUGUUGGGAACACUGCACAGCACAUUUCCUUCAAUUACAUAAGAGAUAAACUCAUUGUUUUGCUUUCAAGUAAUGAUCAUUUCCCUUAAACAAGUUGACAAAAAUCUUUGCUUCGUCUUCCCUGACUCUCCUCUUUGGUAUUUUUUUCUCUGAACUUGCAGUAAAUAUGCAAAACCGUGCAGAAACAGCACAGUUUCCUGCAGUUGUUCAGCUGUGACUGUAUGUAAAUGUUCACACUGACUCGAGCUGCCAUGAGAGCAGAUAAGUCAAUCAGUGAGUUAAAGUUUGGAGUUUGACCUGCGGGCCAGUGGAGCGACCUGAGACUCCAGCAAAACCUCCGACAGUUUUUACUUUCAGUUUGUGUUUUAUAACUCUGGUCAUUACACCAGGUACAAGCUUUAGUGGAGCCCAUUUGUUGAUGAAUAACAGAAGUCAGUAUGAUCUAUUAUCAAAUACUUGAUUCUGAUUGGUCAAAACCCCAUAACAACCAGAUCAGCCAUCAUUGUAAAUCAACCAGACUCAGACGCUAACGUAUGGGAGUUGUAGUUUCUAACCAGAUUAUUGGGCCAAUAUUUGGCAUUCGGCUGGUUUCCCGUAUCAAUCUUUUGUUUUCAAAAUGAAACAUUAAAUUAAUCUUUGGUUCCACUUCUUGGUGUCUUUCACUCAGGAUCGGUCUUCCUGCACCACCUUGUGUCAUCUCAUGUUUCUGUCAACUCUUGUAUGUGACAUUAAAAAUUGCAGAGCUGGUGCAUUCGGCGUCCGGUUGAGACCACAUUUAAAUCUAAAGUACCCCGAACUUUUAGUCCCAAGAACGACUUUUCAAGGAACUUUGAGCUGUUUUUAACACCAGGUUUCUGUUUCUAUUUACAGAUGAAUUGAUCAGACCAAACAAUAAAAACAAAUGACUGUUUUUCCAUAUUGAUCUUUGAGUUUCCAUUUACUGUUGAUAUCAUAAACUAUUCUAAAGCCAUGACUUCUCAGUGGUUCACACAGCUUUAUGUCCUGAACUGCGUCAUCUAAGUUUUGAGUAUAGUGCCUGAAAGGAGAUCCAUGACCCACUUUCAUAGUUCCUUUUUUUUUUUAAAUGCCCUAAACCCCGAGCAGGGACUUUUUAAGGGGGUUAAGUGUCGCACGCUUUAAUUUAAAGUCCAAAGCCCCUGAAGUGCUCCAGGAUUUUGGGCCGAUACACCCGUCUCAUGAUCAGAACUUUCGUUACACAUUUCUUUACUCACAUUGUAAAAGAGAUUUGUGUAAAUUAGCAGAAAAUUCAUUAAUCAACAGUUUAAAGUCAUUAUUUUUAAACCGUUAAUUCCCAGAGUUGAAAAAAAACACUAAAAGCUGCAUCCAGAGUUAUUUUCUACAUCAGUGCAAAGGCAUUAGGAAGUGCGGUUCGAGGAAAUGCUGGAGUGCCUGUUCUUCCCCAUACUGCAGAUACUAUCUUAGUUUUAAAAAAUAGUAAUAAUUCAACUUUAAAACCCAGAUCUCUGAGUGCAUGUUGUCCUUAAAAACAUCAGAUUCCUGCCAAAGAAACCCUUUUGGUUACUCACCCAUAAAGAGAAGAUCCCUGAUGUGUGAAUUAAGUUUUUAAAGCUGCAAAAUAAGUGAGUAAUACCAAAUUAAUGAUGAGUUAAAACUUGUAAUUUUAAUUUGUGGUCUAUGAUGAAAACUGCAGUUCCUUGAAUGUCCACUUGAGGCUUGCGCCAAAAAGCAAAGACUCCCUAUCAAACCCCAAACAAAAAUUAUUAUCUGUACGGUUAAAUCAACCAUGUUCACAGGCUGGUAAAAACAAAAAAAUGUGUUUAAUUAUCCACCCUGAUUACUGUCACAAAACACAAAUCUUGACAACCAGUGUACCACAAAAGUUCAUUAACUUUUCAUCGAAUAUUUUCUUUUGUAAGCAGCCAUAAAAAGUUAAGGGCGGUGUUGACUGACGCCGUUUCCACCUUGGUUUCCCCAGUUUUUAUUCAUACUAACUGCAGUUCUGCAUCCUUGGUGCAAAAACGUUUCCAUUAGUUACCAAGGACGGACGGCCCUAAAAUCUGUACCGCGCCAUCUUUCUUGCGCUGUUUUCUGCACGGUGCAGUGUCAGGGUAAUGUGUUACCUCUGUGAUAGCCGUUCCCUGGUCUAACCCUUCACAUGAGCAUGAAGACGUGGAGAGGUCUGACUGAUGUUGUUGUUUGUUUUUCUGCAAGUCUGACUUCCUGUCUGUAUGUUUAAUUUAGCUCCAGGGCGACACGCUCUCUGUGUGUGAAAGCGAAAAUGAAGCUCGUCUCACACGUUCGAAUGGAUGAACAUCGGUGGAUUGGUGUGUUUUCUGCCUCUGUGUGUGUUUUUUCUGUGUGCACUUGCAGUUGAGUUAGCAUCUGGGCUAGGAUGUUCAGUGUUAUUGAUUUGUGUCUAUAAUCGAUCGGCUCUCAUGUUACAUGAAGCCGCACAUAUGCAGAGUGAUGAGCAGCUGCUGGCUGAGAAACCUGCUAACUGGCCACAUGUGAGCUGUUGAUUUCAAGUCACUUAGCUGCUCUGGACCUUUAAUCGCUUUUAAAUUAAACAGCUGAUUAAUUCACACAAGGAGGAGUCACCAAAUUAGGAUACUCAUCUUACAAAUCCAAACUCUGUCUCAUAGUCUCAUUUAAAGAAUAAUUAGCCUAUAUUUAUGGAGACUUAGGAGGUUAGGGUGGGGGUGGGUGGUCAGCCAAUAAACGGUGCUGGUUAAAGUGGGUCAAUGUGUACAGCUUGAAUUUUACAGCCACUCACUGCUCAGCACACAGAGGGGCGUUUGCUUUCAAUUCCAGCAUGUUAGUGUCAGAAAUCUGUGAAAACUUUGACAACAGCUCAGUCAAAGAGGCAAAGAGGCAUAAAAGGACGUCAUCCACUUAUUUACCCCAACAACUGAAUUUAAGAUUCUGGACAUUCAUUGGUCGACAACUUGAUAAACUCUGUAAAUAUACCCAUAAUUAAAUUAAGUUUGUGCUUUUUUUGUAGCGACAGCUUCAUCUUGGCAAAAGAAAGAUUUCGUUUUUUACUUGAGUAGUCACGCUACUCGACAAGUAAUGAGUAGUUACACUGCUGAGCUAUGAAUGAUAUUAAUUUCUUCUAAAUUAAGUAUUUUAAAAAUCGCCCUCCAAACUGUGUGUGCAAGAGAAAUCUGAUAAGAUCCAAAGCAUUUUUUAUGAACCAGCCUGUAGACGUGUUUGAUUUUACUGUAAAAAAAAAAUAUAUAGGUAUUUUAAAAUGAACGUCAAUGGGACUUCCUCAGCUUUUGGAACCAGCUUCUAGUGGACACUUGAGGAACUGCAAUUUUCUACACUUCUUUUUUAUUACAUUAUGAGCUGCCACUUGGAUUAACAUAAAAUUUAGAGUUUCAUUCAGCCAUCAUUUAAUAGAAACUCUUAUAUAUGAUAAAUAUACAAUUAAAUGAAAAGGUUUUUAUUCAGUCAGUAACAAAGAGGUUUCACUGGAUUUAAAACUUUGGUUUCCAGACUUGACCGGAGACUUAAACUACCAUUGUUGCUCUUUUUCACUAUCCAGCGUAUUAAUAUCAAUCAUCUUAAGACAGAAUCUUAGUUAAGCUCCAAAGAUUUGUUUAAGCAGCUUAUCGUAAAUAAUCCCGUUUUUUGGUUGUGACUUUUUUUUUGGCUUGGGGUGGUUUUUUCAGUUUUGGUCUUUUUGGUGGAAUUAGCACAAAACCACAUGUGCACAAACAGCAUCAAGCUAACACCAAAUAUAUCAAAUGAAAGGUAGAUGAGGCACAUUUAGGAAAGUCCAUUUUAAGUGGAAGGUGACUGACAAAAUCUAAAAACCCUUUACACUUGUCCGUUCUGAAUUGGUUUUGAUAAAAGACAGAAGAGAAUCUAGUUGCUUAAAAUUAUAUUUUCAAUAUCAGCAUGAAAAAUAAAACAAUAUGAUAAACAGAUUUAUGAUAAAAUCCACUCAGUUUGUGAGACCGGCAACUUUCUGGUACAAACUCUGUGUUCCUGUGGCUUUUUAUCCUGCAAAAAAGAUUGGUGUAUUUGUAGAGACUGUCCACAUUCAGUUCUUUAAAAUUGAGGGUACUCGGUGGUGAUUUAGGUAUUAACUUUAGUAGCGUAGUGCCAUUAAUCUUGAGGGCCAACAACGACCCUUUGAAGGCUGUAUCACUAAUCACAUGACCCAUAAAGACAUAAUACUUUGUCUCAUGGUGAGGGUGAUCAAAAGAGACAUGGAAAAAAUUACUGUAAUAAAGUUUGUUAUCAACACAAAAAUGCCUACUUUCGAUUAAAAAUUAAUUUAAUGAUCAGAAUUGAUAAUGGCAUUUGUAUCAAUAAAAUCUCAGUAAUUCACACCCAGCUAAAUUUUGCAUAGAUUUCUAAGAUCUGCAUUUUUGUUUUGUCGCACUUCUUGUCUUGUCAUUCAAAGCUGUAUAUAAUGUUAGUUAACUUGGUCUAGAUUAGAUCAUGUUGUUGUUGGUGCUUCACCAAAGAUACACGGCCAGCUGGAUCAACCAAACGCUUGUCGUCCUUAGCAACAGGCUGUAAGCCACGGACCACAAAGCCACGGGCUCAGAGCGGCAUCACCGCGACACCAAACAGCAGAGAUGUACAUAAAGAGAUUGGACAUAUUGACGUGGACGCACUGAGAUGCACUCACAUGGACACAGACAAACACGCCCGGCGUGGAUAUGAUGCAGGCCCUCCAGUGUGGGAGAAGCCAGUGUUCUUAAUCCAGCCUCAGCAGGGUAUUAAAUCUACUUUAUGUUAGUGUGUGACGGGACGGUCCGCUGGCUUAGACAGAAGCUUAGAAAGCAGAGAGAGGAGGAUCCAGCCUCUCCGUCACUGCUGUCAGAGCCGUCAUGUUUACAUCCUCUAGGUGCUGAAUAUGAUCCUCCUUUUAUUAGUUUGUUUUCUAUUAAAAGAGGUUAACUCUCCUCCGCAGGAAUACAGACCUAAAAUCAAGACUGGAUGGUAGCAGUCUGUGUGUCGUCUCAGGGCUUUUUAAUUGAUGUCCAACACAAUCAGGCCACCUCUCCUUAUUAGAUUCCUCAAUUUACCGAUAAUUAGCUUAUAAAAAACGUCGACACGCAAAGGCGGUCUUCUUGAACACAUCCGGUUUGGCUCUGUUAGGGUUGUUAACCCUUGGCUGAACCUAUGGCUUGGAUUGACUGUCCUAUACCGAGUGCCAACGAUAUAAUGCUGCUAGACAUCAGCGACCUAAGCGUACUGUAAUGUCUCAGAACUUCUGAAUUAACAUGUAAAAUGUAAAUUAAAAUAGAAUUUGAUCGUCUGCAAAUCAUUGUAAAACUCAUGAGUCAUGGGUGUGCUUUUUUGGGCUUGUUUUUAACUAGUAUUUACUUAUUUGAAGGUUUGCUUUUCAGGACUGGAUGGUAGCAGUCUUUGAGCCCUCAGGUACCACUGUGUAAUAAACAGAUGUAACUUUGUAGUGGAAAUCACCACAUGGGCUCAAAAUCACCUGUGAACACAGCUUAGGUUAAAACUUUACCAUGAAAAAACAAACUUUUGGACAACGUGCUUGUACGAUUUGAAAUACAUUGUUUGGAUUUCAUGGAAUCUAUGAUUCAAUGAAGAAUUUACAUGAUUAUGGUGGAAAACAGAUUUCCCCGUAUAGAGUUUCAGUGGAAGGAUCAAACAAUUAUCAAGAUGCUAUACAAGUGUGUUGCUUUUAUUUUGAAAACCUAGCCGUUGUUUUAUUUCCGUUUGCAUUUGUGAACAGAGACAAGUUUAAACAUUGGCAAAAUAUAUGUAGAUGCCUUAUAGUUGCCAAGUUUGCUUAUUAUAAACGACUUUAGGCUUGUUUCUGUCAGAAGUCACUUGUAAAACUCCUGAGUCAUGGGUGCGCUUUUUUGGGCUUGUUUUCAACUCGUAUUUACUUAUUUGGGUUUGCUUUUCUGUAUGUGUGAACCCCCUGAUUUGAAGUUGAAGUUAUUGUUGGUUCGGCCCUCCAAUACAGUCCGGGUUUCUCAUGUGACCCCAUGUAAAAAUUAAUUGCCCACCCUUGGUUUAGGUGAUAGAAAGCCUGAGUAUACAGGAGGAGUCUUCAGUGAGGGUGAACUUUUACCCCCAACAUACAAGGAUUAUCCAACGCUAGAAAAAAAACCAAACAACCAAGAUGUGCAGCUAAGGGUAUAAAGUCGUAGAGCAACAGUUUGGAUUUCAUGGAAUCUAUAAUUCAAUGGAGAAUUCAUGAUUAUGGUGGAAAACAGAUUUCCCCGUACAGAGUUUCAGUGGAAGGAAAACACAACAAGCGUAUCGAGGGAAUCACUUAUAAACAUAAACAGCAGUUCUUUUGUAACCGUUAUAGUGUUACACAAGUUCUGACUGAACCUUUACAUCGAAAAGAGAUGGUACUCCAACUUUUCUUCUCUAACUUGUACCCUCUUAGUGUUUGCUGUUAAAUUAUCAUCUGUCUGUUCACUUAAACAAUCCUAUGAGGAGUUUUUCACUGAGAGAUGACUACAAAAAUGGACGCAUCUGUUCAUCUGGUUGUUAAACACGACUGAAAAUGAUCAUCUGUUAAUGUCGUUCCCGCUCCUGCCCGCUCCUGUUGCUUUUUUUUCCCGUCCUGAUCCCGAAAAAUGUCAUCUUCUAAUUCCCACCCCUAAAUUUCAGUGCAGAGUUAAAACCCACCAUAUUUUAAAGUUUACUACAAUUUGAUCCGCCUUGAAAGUGUAGAGGAGUAGAAAUAUAGAAUAAAAUCAAUAAGAAAUACUCAAAGAUAAAAUGCAAGUUUCCAGCUCUAGAGUUAUUGUACUCAGUUAAACCCACGGAGUAUUCUUGGGAUGACAACUCUGACAUUCAACUGAUCAGUACACAGAAAACUCAUCACAAAGGUGUUGUUGUAUGUCGAUGUUUUCCACCAUCCCUGUAAAAACACAUUAGCUUUAAUUGUGUGCUGUCAGUCGUUACAUAAGGCUGCGUGGUCAGUGUAUUUUUUUUUUUUUUACACAAUCCAAACCUUAAUUAUUCUGCGAGCCGAAGCCUAAAGGAUGAGUCACCGCUUUAAUAACAGCCCAUAGUGUGCUUUACUACCAUGACAACUAUCAUUUUGUCAGGGUAGGGCUUUCAUGCAAAUGGUGAUUGUUGGAUCUCUCCAACUCUCCAACAUCCAUCCAGGAGUCUGCAGCGUCUCUGCUUCCACAAGUUCUCCUUUUGUAAUCAUUGUCCUAACACUUAAUCAUAAUUAAAGAGGUCAAACCGCUGCCUUAUUCUUCCUCUCUUUUUUUUUUCCAACCUGACCUCUAUCUGUCUGUAAUCUGACACACACACACACACACACACUGUACCUGCUCCUAGUCUCCUGGAGCUUGCCAGGAAGUGGAUUUCCAGGAAUAAUGCUUGAAAGCUGAACAGGUCAGGAAGUCAGAUACAGGUUCAGUGAAGCCGUCAAGAGUCCUUAUUUGCAAACUUUAUACUCUUUAUACGUCACAUGAAGUGAAAUAUUCAAAGUUUUAUUGAUGAUUUUGUUUAUUGUCCAUGAAAAUUCAAAAUCUCAAAUUUUCACUCUUGGGAUAUUAUUUAAGAUCAGACUGCAGGGGCCGUGUAUAAUCUAGUAAACGAGUCAAUAUAAAAUUCGAAAACGAACACUAAUUAUUUUAUUUUCUGUAUAACCAAAAAAUAAAAAAUUGUGUUUGUUUUCAUAUUUUCAGAUACCAAAUAUUCCCAAACAACUACAUUAACUUUUGACUUGAGUUGGGACAAAGUUUUGCCGUUUUAUUCAAGAUUCAAUCUUUUUAAAUGUCAGUUUCUGUUCAUGUGUAAGUACACACACAGGAACCGAAAAUUACAGAUAAUUUAUUAAAAAUAUAAAAAAUACAAUUGAGAAAGUAGAUUAAUUAUUUUGUUUUUGUUUCCUUCUGUAUUAUAUAUUCUGUUUUGAACUGAAAAUUUAAAAACAAACACGUCAAUAGCGCGUUGAGGUUACUUUUAGGUUGGAUAUCUGACGGACAUUCUCUGAGGAUCUACCGGUGUCUUCGCACUCUUCAUAACUGGGAAUAAUAACAGCAGCGCGGUUAAAUCUACUCGGCACUCUCACUGUCAACGUUGGGUGUUAAAUAAGGGACCAUCAAUAAAUUACCAGUUGAUUUAUUUAUUUAUUUAUUUUAAAAAUGCUGUUUUUCUUCAAUAGCUUCCAUGUCAUGUGACCAAAAGACCUAAAAUUGAUUUCAAAUAAUAGUACUAAGGUUGGACAAUAAGACACACCUCUUUAUUUCCCUAAUUUGUCCUCUAAAAAUUUUUGUGUUAAAUUUAAAGGCAAAUUUUUCACAUUUUCUUCAAUAGCUUCCAUGUCAUGUGACCAAAAGACUUAGAAUUGAUUUCAAAUAUUCAUACUUAAGUCGACCAAUAAGACACACAUUAUUUGAUCAAUUUUUGUUGUGCCCCUAAAGUUCUUGGUGUGCUGCUAGUGAAAAAAAAAAGUGUCAAGCCCUGUAAUACUGUAAGAGAGCGGUUAAUGUUGAAUAAAUGAAUAAAUAAAUCUUAUUAAAUCAAUUAUUAAUUAUUGAUUAGAUCUAGAUUAUUAGACCUGUGGCCAUUCAUGUUAAAACUAAAAUACAAUGAUGCUUAAAACAUUGGGGUUUUUUUGCGUGAAUUUGCCUUUUUCACUUAUGUAACUUUUUGACAGUGACCUACUUUAUUAAGGCGCCGCACCUGUCGCCGUGAGAGAUGGACAUGAAGGUGUUUUGAGGUAUCUUGGGAUCUGAUAGGUUCGGAUCCAUUCACAGACAGGUGAGCAGGAUAAAGCACACCUGUGAACUCGUUACCUUUUCUGUCGUGUUGUUGUUGUUGUUUUUUUUUUCUAGAAACCCAUAACAAAGAGCAGAGAGAGGCGCUGGUUUCCAUAGGAGACAGAGUCCACUUAAGCAGGCAGAGAUCGAUCCUGCGCUUUAAUUCCUUAAUGGCCGGUUUGACCCUCAGGCCUCGUCUCUUCUCUGCAGCUCAAAUUGUUUUUAAAUGGCUUCACUCUGCGAAGCUCCCGGCUCCUCUGAUUGUAUUAGCGCUGGCCUGAACAGAGCAGAGGCUUUUGUCCCGAGUUACAUUAGUGUUAAUUCAUUGUGUGUGUGUGUGUGUGUGAGUGAGUGUGUGUAUGCAGGCCCAUAUGUGUCUCUCCAUAUGUAGGUGUUUGUAAGUGUAGACACGAGUGUAUCUGCUUCUGGCAUCGACUGUUUAAAUAAUCCGGUUUGUGAGUUCGGCAGCUCUUUGUGUGUUAGAGAGAGACAGUGUGUGUGUGUGUUUGUUUGUGUGCGUCUUUCAUGCAGCAGCCAUGUUGGCGAAUGUUUGUCGCCUGGAAACAGCUGUACGCUUCUGUUAAAGAUGUUGGAAUAGAUUUGUCAAGAGUUUGUGGUGGACUUUAGUUCCAGGUCUGAUACCGCAAACUAGACCUGUUCCAAAGGACUGAGGAGGGACUCUCAUUUACCGCAAGCAGACAUGUUGUUGUUGUUGUUGUUGUGUUUGUCUCUGGGAGGGUGUAAGGACUCAAGGAGAAGGAAGUCAAAGAGGAAAGUCUUAUGGUCCAACAAAGAGGGUCCCCAUGAUCCACAUCGAAUGAUCAGACACUUGACCUGAUUUAUUGAACUUUUUCUCGUUUUCAGCGUCCCGAUCAGCCUCUUCUUCCUCUCCUCUCCUCUCCUCUUGUUCAAUCAGGUCAUUUUCUCCUCCUCCUCCAUCCUCAGGCCUGAUUAUUUAGAGCAACAGAUGCCCUUCCUCCCAUUUCCUCCCCAUCCUCGCUCACUCCUCUUAUUUUAUAACAUUUCCACUCGUCUGCUUGAUCUGUGUGAGAAAAUAUUUCACAUUUGCGCCGAUAAGCCUGUUGUUCAACCAUCUGAUCCUCUCUUCCACUUUUCCUUCUGUUUUCCAUCCCUCUCUCUCUCUCUUUUUUUCCUCACCCACUCUCACUCAUCCUUCUUGUUUUUCUCUCCCAUAUCCCAUUUUCCUCACUUCGUCUGCUCAGUGUCAGCCCCUCCGACCGGCUCUUAUGUAACAGUCAGGUGAUGUGUUGGCCUGUCAAAAGGCCUUAAAGGCCUACCAUCCUCUCAGACACGGCCUCUCCCUGAUUGUAACCGCUACACUAAUCUCGCUCUCUUUCUCUCUCUCUCUCUCUUUGUGAAUUUUCCCAUAAGUGAAAUUUUCUGGCGUUCAAAAGCACCAAAUCUUGUUUCAGCUUGUAAUCCUGUCAGAAGAUAAUCUGCCAGUUUGCCCUCAUAACUUACUAAACCUUUAUUCAGUAACCAGCUUAGUUGAGAAAUCAUCGUGUCGGAGCCGUUUCCAAACUGUGCAGAUAAAGUCAUUUCGAACUGUAAGGCUGUGAAAGACUCUGAAUUGUGUCAGUGGGAUUAGAUUUGGCUGCUGAAUGUGAAACUCCUUAAAGCUCAUUUCCGCUCUGAAUUUUUACGUUUGCAUUUCUUGGAAGAGUCAGCUACUCAGAAGCAAAGAUCUGGUUUACAUCUUCAGCCAAUUUACAAUGAAGUGGUGCCUGUAAUAUCAACUUUGUUACAUAAAAUCAACCAGAAACUUACUGUGCUGGAGCUCAUAACAGCUCAGUUCGCAGCCCCCAAAGCAUUAUAAAAACUAGGGGUGUCCCUGAUCUGAUAUUGAUAUUGGAUAUCGGUCCGAUAGUGGCAAAAAACAAAUAUUGGAUUAUAUCGGCCUGCAUCUAAAAUCUCUGAUACAAGCACUCAGAUACAAACAGUCCAUUCCAGACUCCACUCCGCUUCUAUCCAGCAGUGUUCGGAUCCAACAUGAAGAGCCUACAAAAUUUGAUAACAACAGUGUGUAUGAGUGAUGUAACGAGUGGCAAAAUAAGUAGGAGUGAUGUCAAUAUCGGUAUCGGCAAAUACCAAAGGCUACAAUAUCAAUAUCCUAUGAAAGUAAAAAAGUUGUAUCUGGACACUCCUAAUAAAAACAGUUGGACAGAUGCUAGUAACGCACCAAAACUGUUUCAGUCUGAAUUUUUUUGACUAGUUUUGACCACGGGGAAACUUCAAAAAAUACUUUCUGUCCAGUGUUGUUUUCGUUGACGAUGAUGCCCCUUUUUUCCACGAUGAAGACGUGACGUUGACGAGCUAAACGUAAGUCUUAGAUGACUAAAAUGUGAUGAGAAGAAUGUGCGUUUACGUUGACGAGACGAGACUAGACGAAAACGUUAGUGGUGGACGACGAACAGAGUUCCAAAAUUCAUGAGCAUUUCGUCAGUCAAAUGCUUAACAUACAUUCUGCAGUGUUGUUUUUGUUGACGAUGACAUUGACGAAAUAUUUUCAUCGUCAAGGAAAACAAUGUUGUUUCUGUCAAACGACAACGACAUGCUAAGUGUAAGCUUGUAGAAGCUCAGCUCUCGGCCCCCAAAGCUGCUGCAAACUACUGGAGAAACACCGAUUUGUCCACUUAUACCGAUUCUAUCUGUACUUUUUAUGAGCUUUAAUUAUAGAGAUUGUCUGUUGGUACAUUUGCAUGCACAGUGAAGUAACAGAUGAUUUAAUUGAACUACUUUACUUGUGCUGGUGUACAGCCAAUGAGGGAGAACUUGAUCUGUUAUAUGACUUAGAUUCAGUUUAAUGGUACAGGAUGUGGCGUCAUCACCCUUUUCAGCUAGUUACAUCACGACCUUUUACAUCACGUACCAAAACAAUCAAUAAACAGGGUUAGCGGGAGGUUAAUAGGUUAUAUGUGAAAGACAAGUUUUUGUAACAUCUGGUUAACGUACUGUGGGGAUUGAAAUCUUCAGGGUACCAACAAAUUUGGCCCACUUAGAAGUCUCUGUAUUCUGGAGCAUCGCUGUGACUCUCCAGAUCUGUCUGGUUGUGAGGCCUCGGUCAUGACAGUGAUGUUCCAACUUUAAAAAUCUCAUCCUAAAUUAAGGUCAAUAUGAUAUUUAUAGUUUUCAGACUUCGAUUUGCUCAUUUUUGGAGAAAAGGUGCAAAGAUUUCCUCACCGUAGGAAGAAUUUGUCCAGUGCUGAUCAUAAUGACGAGGUCUGUUAUCAUUUUUGAGUAAAAGUGAAGCAGCAUAAGGGAACCAUAUGGUGAAUCUGCCCCAGACGUUUAACUUUCCACUCUCCUCUUUUUGUUCUCACACCAAACUCUCAGGAAAAUAUGAACAGGAGGAUUUGGCUCGGAUGGUUCAGACUUCUAUAAAAGGCUGUAAACCCGUUGGCAGAAAUGCUCAUGUUCGAGCUGUGUGAAUGCCUACAUGAAUUUCUAACUGAAGUAAUUAUUGACACUCUCUGUAUUCCCACUAGGCCUCCCACAUAUUGCCUGCAGGCACACCACAAUGGUACAUUGUUUUCAUGAGUCAUGAGCACACUCCCAGUUUGAUCAUGCUCCAUUCAGACAGAUUGUGUACAUCUUGGGCACAUUAUUUCUUCUCCACAUGAAUAAUGUGGCUGAUAAAGCCGUGAAGCUCGCCGAGUGUGGAGAAGAGCACUUCUCUCCGUGAGUGGUCUUGGUUUUUAAUGCGCACGACGCUCGGCUGCGCUCGGCUUCACAGGAUCAAUGCAUGUAUUACAGCGCUGAGUUUACUGUUUUGCACAUCAAGAGAGGUAUACGGGGUUUAAUGCAUCAUUGUUAUUGUAACAAAAAGGAUCACGAGCGCAAACUGUAAAGUGCAAAUAAACUCGGAGGUGUCAGAAGCUGAGUUUCUUGUUUUGCUCUGAAGAGUGACUAAAUAUUGUGACAGCAACCUCCGGUAACUGAUCUACAUUUGCAUUGUUCAAACAGAUCUGCAAACAGCUGCUUCUGCUGCUUUAUCGCCACGAUGGACUCGUCUGUUUUAACAGAAGUUUAUUUACUAAAAACAUCAACUGUAUGACUCAUUUUGAAGAUAUCGAUGGAUUCAUUCAGACUGAAAACGCUAUCUUUCUCUUUUUUAUCCUCCCCAGGUGCUGAUAUUUGCUGAAGAUGAGUAGUGGGGGUGGAAACACCCCAGAGACCCCCAGAGGGGGGGAGUCUCUGAAGAGGAAGGACUGUCAGUCGGACCUCCUGGGGCCGAGGUGAGAACCUGUAAUCUCAGUUCACAGUCUCGGUAACAAAACCUCCUCCUGCUUCCCCUCCUGCUCCCCUCUCUCCUCCCGCCUUAACAAUCGUUCACUCUCCAUUAUCAUAUUUAUAUGGUUUGUAAUGAACCUUAAAGACACAUGGUCAACUGUAUCAAUUAGAGGUGUAGGUAUCGCAAUUUUUUGUUUUACAAUUUUCAAAUAAAUUUUAUGUUCAAAAAUCGAAUCUCAAAAACCGACCUUCAUGUGAUGUGUAUUUUUGGGGAAAUAUGGUUCCUGGAAUAAUACAAUCAUAAUUAUUCAACUGUUUCACUAGUGUUAAAAAUGCAGACUAAAGAUCGAGAAAAUCAACAAUAUCGUAGAAUCGCAAUUUAAAUCGAAUCAGCAUCCAGAAAAUCAUAGAAGAAUCGAAUCGGGAGAGAAGCGUAACGUCCCAGCCCGAGUAUCAAUCUGGAGCAGGUUAAAAAGUUAAAAACGAACUUAAACUCAGGCGAUGUUUCCGAAUAAACUCUUAUUGCAAAUGUUUAACGGUCUGUGCGAGAGUUUCCACACGACAGUAAACAACAGUGUUGUCGGCGUAAAAAUGUAACAAAGCUUCUGAUACAUUUUUCCCUUGAUUAGACACAUAAAUGGUAAACAGAAGGGGACCCAGUAUAACGCCCUGUGGCACACCUCUGUCAGAUACCAUAUUAAAGCAUAGACAGUCAAAAUUGAGAUUCUGGAGCUUCUGGUUGUGAUGGCCGUCAUUUAUUACCAAACAGCUAUGAUACUUCAUCUUCUUAUAUUUAAUGUAAACAACAAAUAUCCUUAACUUAUUUUGAACUAGCAAAUGAAAAUGUUCUUUUAUUCAGUGUGAGAGAGAGAGAAAAAAAACAAAGAAGGGAGAGAAAGAAGGGGGAGGAGGAGGUUUGUUUGAAAUGGGACGAGGCCUCACAGGUCGAUGAGGAAAAACUGCUGUGGCGGCAUUUUUACAGCCGACAGUUUAUACAGGGGGGCUUACAAGUCGUUGUUCUUUCAGUGUCCAAGAGGAUAUAUGAAGGUCGGAGUGACGGAGGACUGAGUUUUAGUGCGGCUGAGGUUGAAAUGAGGACAAGUGGACGGCGUAGAUGGAGUUGUUGUGAGGAUAUGAACAUGCAGUAAGAAAGAGGCUGUGAAAAAGGGAAUAAUUACCUUCUCCAAAGAAGAAGAAGAAAUUAAGCAUUUUCAGCCGUUUGAUUCGAGCUGCUGAUGUCUCUCAGACGAGCCUUCCAUCGUCGCUCCCAGUCAAUCCGAUUCACCAUACAUCCCGCCAUGUCAUUGGUACUCUGAGAAAAAAUCCGGAAUGGAAGGAAAGAAAUAAUGGCUUACAUUUCUUUCCAAAUCAACACAACAAUUUAUACGAUGGUGACUUUGAUUUGUGUUUCAAAAGAGUUGGGACAGACGGGGUCAAAAAAACACUGAAAAAGUUGUGUAAUAGAAGUAAAACCUGGAGGGGAAUCUUUCAGUUAUUUACAACCAUUUAGUGACACGAGGGGCUGAGGCUCAAAGAAGAAGAAGAAGUUCACAACUCUGAGAAACUUUUCAGAGAAUCUGGAGAAAACUAAAUAAAAGGGACGAGGCUGAAAAUCAGAAAUCAACAAAUAGAGAAGAUUCACAAAUACAAGAUAAAGCUUUACCGUGCAAAGAGGAAGUUGUACCGUUGAUAUUUCACAAUCUUGAUCCAUGAUUUCCAAGAUGUAAUUUCACAUUCUUCUUGGAAAUCAUGGACGAAUCAUGGAUGGCUCUGGAGUAGAAGAGUCCUGCUGCUAAACUGGUCUUCUCACAAGUCCGUAAUUUUUUCACACUUUGGCAUUUUUGGCAUCAGACAAGUGAGGAAAUCUUUGAGGGACUAAAAAGUAGUUUGGCUAAGAUACAGAAAGUGGAAUUUCAGGUGUGUAAAUACAUUUCUAACCACCUUCUUUUUGUCCUCCAGCCCAAAGAGGAGCACCGAGAGGAGGAACCGGGAGCAGGAGAACAAGUACAUCGAGGAGCUGGCCGAGCUGAUCUUCGCCAACAUCAACGACAUGGACGACCUGAACGUCAAGCCAGAUAAAUGUGCCAUCCUGAAAGAGACGGUGAAGCAGAUCCGGCAGAUCAAGGAGCAAGGUGAGGAUCUAUUUCUGUGUGAACGUGUCCGAACCUCCGCUUUAUUCCUUCUCUCUCUUUCCCCUCUGUAAAUCACCUCUCUCCUCUCUUUCUCUUCUUCUACUCGCUCUCUCCGUUCCUGAGGUCAGCCAGUCGGCGUCCCUGUGUUUUAGCGCUGUUUGUGUCCGAAAACAACAGCUGAAUAAGCACACGCGUGCACUCAUAGAUUACACAAAAGUCACACAGCUGUCGCCCGGCCUCGGUGUUUGACUCAGGACACGAGAUGUAUCGAAACAAAAGUUGGAGAGAAGUCACUUUAGAGGAAAACAACUUAUAAAACAACAUAUUAAUCAGUUUGAGUCAUGAAAUCAGCUGUUUCCUGAUGGUACGCUGCAGUAUCUAUUCAUAAAUGUCAUCCUAUGUGCGCCGUUGUAAUCAUAAAGCGUUCUGAAGUGUGAGCUGUGUUGCAUAAAUCAUAUUACAGAGAGUUACACAAGGAAAUCUGACUAAGAGGAUUAAAAAUGGAAAUUAUACGUUAAAGUCCUUUAAGAUUGUACAACGGUGACGGCAGGGUGAGAGUCUCCUUCGUGUUUCCAGGACAGAAACACUGGAAGUGGGCGGGGCUGAGGGUUCGACAGCGUGCUGUGAAGUUUAGACACAAACGAAAGACUUUGUGUUCUGAAAGUAGGGCUGGGCGAUAUGUCCUCAAAUCAAUAUCACGAUAUAUUGAUCAGUUCACCUCGAUAACGACAAAUGGACGAUAACUACUCCACAAGAUGCUCACCCCCUCCGACAUGAGCGUUGUCUACUUCAGCCGCUACAACUUUUAAACCGUCCUCCAUCUCCUCAUCUGUCUGUCCCUCUUUGUAGGACAGCGUCUUAAAGGGACAUGAAACCAUAGCCUACCUACACACAUUCAAAAACAACUUUGAUUUAUUUAUUUAUCUGACACCAAAUAUACCAAUAUGGGCAAAAUGACGUCAGCUAUUGUCGUAAAUUUUGGUCAAGUCAAAGUUUAUUUAUAAAGCACCUUUAAAAGACAGCAGUCUGACAAAGUGCAAAGUGUAAACAAUAAAAAAUUAAAUUAAAAACAGUAGAGUAAAAUACAGACAGUAAAAGAAUAAAAGCUACCGUGGCUAUAAUUCCUGUGUGCUCGUUUAUUCAAUGCAAUGGAGAAAAGGUGGUUUUUUAAGAUGAUUUAAAAGACUCUAAAUGGCACGUUACGCACCACGUCCCCCGUGUUGACAUCGGCGCUGCUACACUUAAUAUGUCCUGUUGAUGAAGUUAGGUGCUGUUCUGAACAUUAUUUGUGGCUAUAGAGUGGCGUUGUGGUUGAGCGCGUGGCUCUCUGUAUUUCUAUCCUUACUAAAGUUGGUAUAACUAGAGAAGCAAGCAGUCGACAACAUUCAUCUCUGGAGGGGGUGACUAACUCGGUGUUUCGGUGUGUUUGACCCUAAAUUAAUUUUACGCCGGAAUAUCCCUUUAAUGCAGUGAUCCUGAAGGCUUGUCUCCCUUUUGAACAGAGAUCCUCUGAAUGUUUUCUCAUGAUGUCUCACUCUGUAGAUGAUUGAAGGAACGUUUUUCUGAAGUUCUCACAGAGUGGUGGACCUCCUCUUAGAGACUCAUCCUCUCUGAAUGUCGUUUUCAUACCCAGUCAUGAAUCUCACUUGUUGAAGUGAUUAAAGUGAUUUUAAAGCCUUAGAGUCUUUGUUAAUCAUCAUCACAGACGGCGCUCCAGCUGUUUUUGUAUAUUUAUCGAUCUUCAGAUCAGGCAGACUGCGCUCCAACACCCUCUCACCUACAUGUCCGCGGCGGCUCCAGAGUCCACUACAGCGACUGAUGACUCUCUGUUCAGCUCUGGUCCCACUACAGGAAUGUCAGCUAUGUGGCCUAAUGGGGCCAUGGGAGGCUUAACAGUCAGUGGUCCAGCCUGGGAGGAGAGUGAGAACCGGACUCUAGAUUUGUGAGUGUCGUACCUGCUGUCGACACAGGUGCACAAACCCGCAAGUGCAUCGUUACAUCAGGUGUAGUCGAGGGUGUGUGAGGGAUCGGCCAAUGAUCAGUGAAGGGUCUGUGUGUGUGUGUGUGUUUGCUCGAGGGCGACAUCAUCACAAAAACAACACUGUCAGUGUUUUCCGGGAAAAGAAAAUAACUGCGAAGAGGCCGAGUGAAAAGAUAACGGCGCCUCGUUCUGCCUGAGUCUGUCUGUGAUCAUCAGGAGGAACUUCUUCUUCUCCUCUGAACACAUUGAAGGUGUUUUUAACCCCCUCUCCUCUCAUGUCUUACAGAAAAAGCUCCAGUGGCUGAUACCGAGGAGGUGCAGAAGGCCGACGUCUCCUCCACAGGACCGGGUGUCAUUGAUAAAGACGCCUUGGGGCCCAUGAUGCUGGAGGUGGGUCCUACCAAACUUUAGCGUCCCUGUGUUAUCUCACCGCGGGGAGUCUAAAGGUCGGCGUGAUAGCACAGAGGCCUGAGAUUGACCCGCUGUACAGUACUCUGUUUUUUUUGAUAGUUGAAAUGUGUCAGGACGAGGGUUACCGUGAGAACAGAGCUUUAAUUUUCUGAUUCAUUACUUCUGUCACUCUAUGGUACUCGUCCGCUGCUGCUUUUGCUUUAUUCUGGUAGAUAUAGGUUGAAAAUGUGAACAUAGAUCUGCCUUUUUGUCACUUUUCGAUGCUACGAAACGCAAAAAAACACAGAUCAGGGCUUGACACUAACUUUUUAUAGAAAGAGUACAUGUGCAAAGAACUUCAGGGGCAAAAUAAAAAUUGAUCGAAUCAUGUUUGUCUUAUUGGUCGACUUCAGUACUAUUAUUUGAAAUCAAUUUUAGGUCAAUUGGUCACAUGACAUGGAAGCUAAUUAAGGAAAACAGCCUUUUCUGAGAACAUCAACCAGUAAUUUAUUGACGGUCCCUUAUUCAACACCCGACGUUGACAGCGAGGAUGCCGAGGAGAUUUAACAGCGCUAUUGUUGCUAUUCCCGGUUAUGGAGAGUGAGGAGACACCGGUAGAUCCUCAGUGAAUGUCCGUCAAAUAUCCAACCUAAAACUAACUUCACCGCCGUAUUUACAGGAAAAAACAUUUGUUACCUCAGCUAAUUUUUUAUGUGCACAUGUGACCCUAAAUACAUUUUGCAAUUUGCACACAUCUAUUUUUAGUAGCAAAUGCGAGUGAAACGGUCGAGUCCUGCAGAUGAUAUUCUUUUAAAUUGAGUCACUGAGUGUAUCUUUAAAUGAGAGCCGCCGGAGCGUCUCUCUGACUUUAAAUGGCGUUGUACUCUGCAGCCACGCAGAACGAGAUAAGAGCUCCUCUGGUUAGCAGCCCUGCCGUCAUCAAGCCAACCUGUGUGUGUGUGUGUGUGUGUGUGUGUUUGUGUGUCCACGUGUGUGGUGACGUAUAACAUGGGACCCAAUGAGGUAUAAAUACCUUAACUUAAAAGCCAGAUUAGCAAAGACAGGGAGGAGCCUGACCACAGACACACAGACACACACAUUAACACAGACACAUAUUAACACAUACGCACAGGUUAUAUUUAGCUUCUAGCAGCAGAGGUAAGCAUAUGUGAGGUACCAAUCUAGUCAUUUUAGAUCUAUAGGACUCCUCUCUGUGUUACAAUGAUAAGCAGGUACACACAGCACAGGUAAAGGUGAACAUUAGGAGGAGGAGGAGGAGGAGGAGGCUUGUGCAGACAUGUGCAGGCUAAAGGACAAAUCACAGUCUGUUCAUAUACUAUAGAGGAAAAACUGCUGAGCUGACAAGAAUGAAAGAAUGGAAACACAUGCACAAGCACACACAUGCACACGGCCGAAGACGUACACUUGCUUUAAUGCUCCAAUUAUAAUGCAGGACACAGUUUUAUAAUGUUGUGGUAUAAUGAAGGAGGUUUGUGCGGAUAUAUUGUCCCAGUAAUGAUGUGUAAAUUUGUCGGCCUCUGCUGCAGCGAAUGUUGUAGGGAAGUGAAAAUUUAUCAGAUCUGAAGGUCAGUAUCUGCAUUUGUUUUAAAAACUGUUGUAGCUUUUUUUUUUUUUGUGAUAAGUCAGACUAAUUUUUGACACCAGGUAUUUUUUCUUUUUUUUUUUCUUUUUUUUUGUCAUAUUUUUAAACCAUUAAAUGAUUGACCAUAAUUUUUUUUUUUAUUGUAUGUUGGAUUUUCAGGCUACAGUCACAUUUUAACAAAUAAUAAUAUUGAAUGAAAUGAUAAAAAAAUAAAUAAAUAAAUGAAUAAAUAAAUAAAUAAAUAAAUAAUAAGUAAUACUUGUUAUAAUAAUAGUAGCAUUAAUCAUAAAAAUAAUAAUAAUAAUAAUAAUAAUAAUAAUAAUAAUAAUAAUAAUAAUAAUAAUAAUAAUAAUUAUUAUUAUUAUUAUUAUUAUUAUUAUUAUUAUUAUUAUUAUUAUAUUAUUUUUAAUGUUAUUAUUAUUAUUGUUAUAACUAUUUUUAUUAUUACUUUUAAUGUUAUUUCUAUAACAUAAUAAUUAUUUUAACUUUUAUUAUUAUUAUUUUAUUUUUUUAAUACAGCACUUUUCGGAACAGAGUAAGUGCUUUACAACAUCAAAAUGAAAUAGAGAUAAAAAAAUUUCAUUUAAGUAAAAACAAAUAAAAACAGAGUUAAAGGUCAUAUCUAGUAAAAGCACACUUUAGUCCAGAAUAAACUUUUUCAGAAAACUAGAAAUAACCUGUAAACUAUUGUAAAUAUUUCAGACCUCUUAUGAACGGGUGUGGGAGUGUAGAGCGCAGAAUUUACGCUGCACUUGUAUUUGUAUAAUUUCUAGUGAAAGUUUUUUUGAAGAUCCAAUAAAAGCUGAUAAAAAAAAAUAGCCAAAUAUAAAAUCUUGAUCACCCCAUCGCUGUUUGCCUUUUGUCUUUUUAAUUAAACUAGAACUUCACAAGAUGUAUUAUCUGUUAUGAUGCUCUGUUUCCUUCAAACUCAUGAUUAUUAAGUAAUAAGUGUUCAAAAGUAUCUCCUACGUCAUCAUGAAAACAGCGAAUUUGUUGUUUAUUCGAACACGUGACUUCAGUUUUGUCGUCAAGUCCUCCAGAAAUACCACCUCAAAAGCUUCACAGACGUGUCAAUAAUAAUGAUUUUUAUGUGCUCUCCAUACUGUGACGACAAAUUCUGUAUCCUCUCCAUCUUCAGCCUCGGUCACAAACAUCUCGAGAGGUUUAUUUUCACCUUUUCUGUCGCUGCCAUUCACUGUCAUUUCUAUUCGUUUUCAUUCUUUACAUUUAUGGGUAAUUGUUGGUGUGUAGAGGACAGACUUUGAGGCUGAUCUACAUGUGAAUAUUUUCAGGUGGAAAAUGGUUUACAAGGGGAACAUUAUGUGCCGGGUGUUCAUAAAUCUGGACUAUUUUCGGCCGGUACUCCAGGUUUUCAGUCUCUUAACACUUCGUAGUGAUUCUGCGUAUUGUUUGACGUAAAUGUGGCUCAUAUUCAGUGUGACAUGAUAUUUUAUUCUUGGAGUUUGACGAACACUCUUGGUAAGAUUUGAGUUUUUAGCCGUGUGUUGGAAGAAAAGGCUGAAGUAAAGAGGAGGAACAUCUCAACUUUUGCUUUCAUUAAUUAGAGUUAAUCAGCUUUAGGUGGAAAGUUUAAAUGAACUUUAAUUAACGUCCGGUCUCCUCUCUUAUCCCCUUUACCUUUUGACUUCGUCUUUUCCUCCUGUGGGCACGAACGUUUGCCUCUCUGCCUAAUCUCCUUCUACUUUGUUCAAUUUCUCUCCCUCUCUUUCUCCUCUAACACUCUUUGUCAUCCAUUUAUCUCCUUCCUUCUCCUCCUCUAUCAGGCUCUGGACGGCUUCUUUUUCGUGGUCAACAUGGAGGGAAACAUUGUGUUCGUGUCGGAGAACGUCAGCCAGUAUUUGCGCUACCAGCAGGAGGAGCUGAUGAACACCAGCGUCUACAGCGUGCUGCAUGUCGGGGAUCACGCCGAGUUUGUCAAGAACCUGCUGCCCAAGAGCCUCGGUGAGAAACUCAUGGAAAAAAUUUGGGAACUUGUUAUAAAUUUGUGUCAGAUUUGAUUAGUUUCCCAUUUCCCAAAAGCUUUUACCUCUUACCUCAAACUCUCAGAUUCAGAACUUUGUCUUUUAUGCACUCCUGAACUUCCUGCCUUGAAAGAAAGCAUGUCACCAUUUUAGCUUUCCUUAUACAGGCUCUUAGUUAAUCUUAGAACUGAUUAAAACCUUUUAAUGAUCAAUUUUUAAGUACUAUCUGGACUUAAGUACAUUGCUGAGCCGCUCGCCAAGAAUCCAGAUUGAGGACCACUCGUUGAAACAACAAGGAGUUCAGAGCGACAAGUUCUUUAUCCUCUUUUAACUCUGUUUUAAUCAUGUUUAACUGGUUUUAACUGAUUUUUAACUGAUUACGUUAACUUUUAAUCGGCAUAUGUUGCAUCUUUUACUGAAUUUCAACUUUUUUUCCGUUGUAAUCGUUUCUCUAAAUGUCGUCUUCGAUUUCUAUUCUGUUUUAAAGAACUUUGUAAGUUUGUUUUGGGAAGAACUCUUUAAAAGUGAAGUUUAUCGUCAUUGCUGAUUAUGAAGGACCAUAAUAUCUGGCUCCAAGGCUCCUUGUCGUAAUAAUAAUAAUAACUUUAUUUUUAUGGCACUUUUAUAAACAGAAGUUUACAAAGUGCUUUGAAAAACAGUCGUAAAGCACAGAACAUCAGCACAUGGAGAUAAAAACAACUAAAAAACAGAAGCUCAGUUAAAAACAAGACCUCCGAACUGAGGGCCAGUUUCAUUUUUCAUAAGAAACUCAGACAAUACAAGAACCCUACAACAUAAAAUGAGACCAUGAGGACCAAAAUAAAAACAUAAAAUAGGUAAGAAGAAGAAAUGUAAUGAAAAAGGGGGUAGAAAUCAGGAAACAAGAUAAUAAAUAUAAAAAGACAAUAAAAUAAAAAAUAAAAUAAUAAUGAUGAUAAUAGUAAUGAUAAAAUGGAAUAACAAAAAUGAGCAGGAAAAAACAAUAAAAUCAAUUUUAAGAUUAUAAGUAAAACAAAAGCUAAAAAGACAGUAAGUCGAAAUAAGAUUGAGGUAAAAAGAUAAAAUACAAAUUAAAAAAAAGAGAAAAGACAUCGCAAAAAAUCAAGUCUGUAAAAGUGAGUUUUUAAAUUUGACUGAAAAGAAGCAACUUUCUCUGCACGCCUUAUCUCCUCCCCUUGUUGAGUAAAAUAUACAUUAAAAAUGUCACAGUUUCACAGUGCUUCAUAGUUGGUACUGAUAUUAAUUAGAGGACCGAGCACUGAACCCUGGGGGACGCCCAAAAGCAUAUGCCCUGAAUGUUGUUUGUUGUUCUGAGUGAACAGCCGAAAACAAAUGUCAGUCAUCUAUGCCAUCUUAUCUAACAGCAUGUAUUUUUCUGUCUUUAGUUUCUCUAAAUAAGAAAAAACUGUCACGUUUCUCUCUCCUGCAGUAAAUCACCGCAGCAGUGACUCGUCCAACAGGAACAGCCACACCUUCAACUGUCGCAUGUUAGUCAAUCCUCACGUUGACGGCGAAGCGCGGCCGUCCUCUGACCAGCAGGACGUAUCGCAGCAGAAAUACGAGACCAUGCAGUGUUUCGCCGUCUCCGAACCCAAAUCUAUCAAGGAGGAGGGCGAAGGUACGGCAUUUCUCAAAUCCGUCUCCUAAACUAAACUUUCCUCUUCAUUAGGUCUCUCUUUUGUUUCUCCGACUUUCUUUCUCCCUCGUUUUCCCCUCCCUCUCCGUCUCUCCAUCUCUCUCCCGACUUCCCGUCAUUUUCCCAUCACUCCUCCAUCCCUACUUUCCCCGGUCUCUCGUGCCCUGUCCUCCUUUCAUCACCGCUCCUCUCCACUUUCCCUCCCAUCCACCGUGAGGGACUAAUUAGUGCGUGGCACUUUGUCAUCCUCCCAUCUUAUCUCAACACACACUCACACAAGCACACACGAGGGAAAAGUCUGUCUGGCACUCUAAUUUUAGAUGUCUGACAACCAGAUAUUGUGCCAAUCCCUCACCGACAUGAGGAGGACAGCCGGUUGACAGAUGGAGGGUUGCCGGUUGAGGCUGAGGUUGAUUAAAAUGCAGCUGUGACGGCGAGGUUGAAGCUAGUUAAGGUCUCUGUUUGAGGGGAACUCAGGUGUCUACAAACCUGGAGACUCAAAGAUACCAAAAGUUUUUCAUCACUUAGGAAGGUUUAAGUUCACCGCACAUUCAGAAAAACCCACUUAAGGGAUUAUUUGGAUGAGUUUUUGGUCAUGAGACGCUCCAAUCAGUUCAUCGAGCGACAGAUCCGACAUUAGGAAUAAGGCAGACCUAUCACCUCGUGUGUUUUUAAUGAGGGAUGCUGUGAAGCCGUAACAGGUGGGGAACCAGAGUGAGACCACCCAGGAGAGAGAGAGAGAGAGAGAGAGAGAGAGAGAGAGAGAGAGAGAGAGAGAGAGAUAGUGAGCUCACACUUACCUGCAAAGCGAAGGAAAGAAGCAGUUUGGAUGUUGUUGUGGUGGAGGAUUAUUUUAACCCUCUUUUUCUCUCACGCAGACUUCCAGUCGUGUCUGAUCUGUGUGGCGAGGAGAGUGCCGGUCAAAGAGAGACCGGUGAUGCCGACUUACGAGAGCUUCACCACCAGACAGGACCUUCAAGGUAGGACUAAUGCACCUUCAAAAAGUCACGUGUCACCUGUAGACUGUAAUGCUAGCAACUUUAAAACUUCUGAGCACAGGAUCAGAGUCUGUGUCAGUCCUACUAAAACUGUCAUAAAAACAGGAGUGAGAUGAAUUACCUAAAAUCGUCAGUUUGGAGCUAAAUAGCGGUUGUCGUCUCUGGGACAUGACCCAUUUGUUUCCAAUCACGGCAGCCGCCAUAUUGGAAAUGCUAACUCUGACUAACUUCUUACAGAGAAGUUGUCCAAGUAAGUCUUGGAUUAAAGAAUGGAGAUAAAUAAUUAUGUUUGGGUCUGUCGUGUGGUUAGAAACUUUGGGGUCCAAUGAGGAUCGACUCGCUUUUGGAGGUGGCCUCAAGUGGUCACUCCAGGAACUGCAAGCCAGCUUCGUAUUUCGUUUGGUUAAGUUUGUUUGUGUUUAUUAUCUAAUGUCUCCUGGUCAGUUGAUGGUUACUGCGCGACAUUAUCACCCAGAUUUUCCAAACUUGCAAACAUCUGUAAACAUGACUGUAAUCUGUUCGUGUGGCCUCUCCAGGUAAGAUCACCUCCCUCGAUACGAGUCUCCUCCGUGCGUCCAUGAAGCCGGGGUGGGAGGACCUGGUCAGGAGGUGCAUUCAGAGGUUUCACCUACAGAACGACGGGGAGAUGUCCUUCGCCAAGAAACACCAGCAAGAAGGUGAUUAACAGAUCACCUUAAUUCAGGUUUUUUUCUGGAAGUGUUUAGGAUAUUAAGCAUCACUGUAGCUCUUGAGGAAAUCAACCACAGAUUAUUUUCAGGACUUUAGAUCAUUUUUCUCUCUCUCUUUCAAAUCAAACGGCACUCGCUGUGUUCGAUCUCUGAAGGUCCGUUUCUGUCUCUUUGCAGUGUUGAGGAACGGCCACGCUCUCAGCCCUCUGUACAGAUUCACCCUCGCAGACGGCACCAUCGUCUCAGCGCACACUAAGAGCAAGCUGGUCCGAUCUCCGGCCACCAAUGAACCCCAGCUCUACAUGUCCCUGCACAUCCUGCAAAGGUACAGACCUCUCUUUGUACCGUUUGGACCUGCAGCUGAUUGUAAAACCACAAGACUGAGCUAAAUCAAAGAAACCAAACCAACUUUAGCUGUAAAAAGUCUGAAUUAAAUCAAAUAUCAUCAACAUUCAGAGAUAUUAUUUCUAGUGUUGGCCUCUUCCAUGUUGGCUCCCAGUCGUUGCGGUUUCCUCUUGAUCCAGACAAAGAGAGGGAAACAGCAGUUUGCAUUGAGAACAAAGAGCUUUUUAUAACCCUGCUGCUGUAUGUGCAAACCAAAACUGACACAAGCGCUACCAGUCGGUCCAGUAUACAAAGCCCCGUCCCUUUCCCCCCUCUGAUCACUGGGAGCGACCGCAACAAAACCAGCGUCCAGCCUUUGGUAUGACCAUUCAGAGUUCGGGAUUGGACGCAGAUCAGAAAACAAUGCCAGGACUGUUACCCAGAGUAUUCAGGGAUCAAUGGCAAGAACUUGGUCUUUUUACUUCCACCAAGUUUCACAUUGAAAAUUAUCGCCCCGGCGCUCAUUCAGCACAAUCAGAGCUUUGUUUGUUUGUUUGGUAUGGAGCUGAAGCUGCUCUGUGUUCAGAGCUCCUUCAGUGUUCUAACCUUUAUUUUCCCAACUCUAUAGACUUUACAGAAAUGAACUGUGUUAAUGACAUGACUGAAACUAAGCUGAGGGAAACCACUAUGCCCUGAUUCCUAACAAAUCCUGAAAGACGCUCUUAAGACAACCAAAGUUGGAGCACUGUUAAGAGAACUACAUACGGAUGGAAAAGAACAUAUCAAAUAUCUCUGAAAACCAUCGUCUGCAGACAGAACUCCUCAGUGCGUCCGCUUACGGAGGUUCAAUCUGCACCAAGCAAAGUGAAAACCAAACAUAAACACGAUUCAGACGUUGGUGACCACUGGAAAAGUCGAAAACGGUCCAGUCUGGUUCAUCAAACUUUCUUUCUGGAAAUCACGGACAUCUUGCCCGCUGUUCAUGUAUGGUUGAUGCAGCUGAAAGGGUGUUUCCUUCUUGGACCACCAUCAGAUCCGUCUCUGCUGUCAGAGCGGCGAGCAGAUGUUCAAACUGCGUUUUCUACUCUGAACCUUAAAGUUAAUCUUGUGUCUGCUUCCUUUUGUUUUCAGGGAGAACAUGGGGGGUUUGAGUGCAGACACACCGGGCAGCCAAGGCAUGACCAAGCCAAUGACCCCAACCAGUAUGGGUGGCCCCUCCCCUUCUCCUGAUGCCAGUGUCACCAGCAACACCCACCACUCCACCUCGGUGUCAGGAGCACAGGGACGGGGGUUUGGGUCUGUAUCGAGCCGGUCAUCCACGCCUCAGGGAAACAGCCACUCUCUCAAACUGGGCAGUCCUUCGGCCCAGGGGAGCCCCAGCAUCUCCUCAGGGGUCCAAGGGGCCAUGUUGUCUCCUCGUCAUCGCCAGAGCCCCGGCAUGGCGGCGAGCAGCAGCAGCUGUAGCAGUCCCCACCUCCCCCAGCAUCCACCUGGUUCUUUCUCUCCUGCAGCCGGGCUUCCUUCGCCAGCAUCCGUGUGCAGCAGCACGGGGAACAGCCAAGGGUUUAACUCCCUCAGCGCCCUGCAGGCCCUCAGCCAGGGCCACAGGGUUUCCCAGGGACCCAGUGAGGGGCAGCAUCUAGAUUCACCUGAUGGAAAACCAGAUGGUCUUCAGAGUCCACUACAGAGCAGCAGUUCCGGAAGCCAGCUAGCCAAGAACAACCCCAGCUUGGAGGCCGACAUAUUUGGAGCUUUUGAGGAGCAGCAGGACUUGUUGUCACCCCAGAACCAGGAGGGAGACCAGGGGGAGGGGAAAGACGCUGACCCUGACAGCUUCGGAGGUAGUGGGAGCUUAGAGGAGCUUGGCGACGCCUCAAACCGCCUCCUGAACACAAAAGGCCCCACGAAACUGCUCCAGCUCCUCACGACCAAGCUCGAGCCGUCAGAUCCCGGAUCUCCACCUCCUCUGGGGGACGAGCAAAGCUGUAAGGACCAGCUGGCCGGGUUGGGCGGUAUGGGUGGUGCGGGGCACAACAACCACUCCACCUCGCUGAAGGAGAAACACAAAAUCCUCCACAGGUUACUGCAGAACAGUACCUCACCUGUGGAACUGGCCAAGCUCACAGCAGAGGCGACUGGGAAAGACCCCGUUGGUCCAGAGUCGGCUUCAGGGGACAACGCGGCCCUGAGUGAACUCUGCACAAAGCAGGAGCCCGGGAGCCCCAAGAAGAAGGACAAUGCGUUGCUUCGUUACCUGCUGGAUCGGGAUGAUAACGGGAUCCUGGAUAAAGCCAUCAAGAUGGAGCCCAGUGAGGGUCCGAAGCUGAGCAAUGUGAAGACGGAGAAACAGGACGCAGGUUUCAACAUGGCCGACCAGGUCAGUGUCUUACCUGAAUUUAUUCAUUGGUGGUUUUUGUUGUUGUUUGGUUCCUAGCCCCCCUCUUUUUGGUUUCAGCUAUAAAUUAGGUCUCAUAGUGGUCUGGACUUUUAGUUUUUAACAUUUCCAGCUGACAGACAUGGAGGAGAAACGCAGGAAAUCAGCUGUUUGUGGCAUUACCGUAGUCACAUACCCUCUUGUUCCUCGGUUGGUCUCGGCAGAUCCAGUUCAAAGUGUUGUUGGGUAAAUUCAGAGUGCAGGUGCUCCGACAAAAACUGAGGUUAGUUCCAGGAAGGAGCUAGACUUCAAAAGUGUGACCGGUCCCACCAAAAGCUCUUCCUCCGGUCAGGGGAGGCUGCUGCUGGCAAGGAGGUCUCCAUUCAGAGGUUUCCAUCCUGGAGUUUGUUAGGCGAUGUUUCCUUUAGCUGGAGUUAAAGAUUCCUGUCAGAGAAACGACAAAGUUACUGAGAAAAUAUUCCAGUUUACAAGAAUAAGAAAUAAAAAAAUCAAACUGAAAAGACAGAAAGGGACAAAGCAAACAUGGUCUCCCUAGCUUCCAGGUUUUUGCAGAUACAAAGUUAGCGUCGUUUUUGUCUCUUUAUCUCGUCUGUCCAACAAACUCUGGACUUUGGAUAGUCUGAAAAAAAGUCCUCGUAUCUCUGUCUGAGAUCGUGCCCUUGAUAUGGCCGCUUUAUGUUCACAGUCUGUGUGUGAAAGUGUGUGUUUGUGCAUCUCCACUGUGGCUAAACAGAGCUGUGACUGUGUCUUACUGUGACCUCAUUAGUGCCGGCAGUUUAUUUUUAGCUCCUCCUCUAUUCAUCAGCCAAACGGCCGGAGGAAACCAAUGCUGUCAGCGGGUGGGUGUGUCUGGGUUGAAUUACACUGCAAUACUGAGGGGAGCUUGUUUUUUUUUCCAAAUAGUUAUAGAAGUAAAUAUCAGGUUUUGUAAAUCUUUUGUCUGAGUUUUCUUUUUUUAUAUUAUUCUCCUUUUUCUUUUGUUUUCACAUCCUAAACUGCUUUCGUACAUGUCUGCUUCUAUUGCAAAACAAACGCAAAAUACCGUCUUCUUUGUUUGAUGCAUCGUACAAUAAACAAACACUCAGACGGAUAAAAACCUCUCUUCAUAGCAGAUUAUUCCAACCAUUUAAAGCUCGUGUUGCAUCUUGAUUUCUGAGCAACAACUGUUAUAACACCCGCAAGAAAUCCCAUCUUCAUAAACUCCUCCAAACAUAAAAUGAUACAGCGUUAUUCUGACGGUGAAACAGAAAAUUUUCCGCAACAAUGAGGGUCUCACUUUUGCUUUAGUCUGUGCCAAAACAUAUAUAAUUUAAGUGUAAGUGAAAAGCCUCUGUCAUGUUUCUGUAGACCACCUACAGGGAAAACAGCUUCAACAAGAUAAACUGGGUUGGCUCCUGUGGUGAUGUAACAACAGGAGUGAUUUGCAAAGCCAUUACCACUCCAUCCUACGUUUUGUUGUUUUUCUCUGCUGUUGUACAGUCAACAUGUCCGAGGUUAGAGCCAGACAAUGAUCUGUUGUUGGUUGCAUAAACCCACACAAAUGUCACUGCACUGUCCCAGCACUGGAGAACUAAAGAAGACAACAAUGUGCCAGAUACAAGCAGUGCUAAUUUUGUUGUUUGUGCCAACGUACCACUCAAGAACCACGCUGUUGUAACUGCGGCUACGACACUUCACCAGUUGCCUUGUCAGAUUCUGGAUUAUGCAUAAUAUCAUGGCGCAGGUUCUCACUUGCCAAGCUUGUUUUGGUGUUUUUCCGCCUCUACAUCCAUCUGCACCGGUCUGCAUUCUCCCCCUUCAAACAACAAUGCGGGCAGCCAAUCAAAACAGUUCCUCAUUCUCAUAGCAUCCCUGCCCAAGCAGAUCACUAUGUGGAUAAUGAGGUUGGGAACUGAGAGGCUGCAGAUCCUUGCCUAAAAGAUGACUAGCGUUACAUGGGACCUUCAAGAUGAUCUUGAAGGUGGAAAUUUGAUGUGAUAGAUAUAGGACCCCCUCCCCAUGCACUUUCUUCCAUCUAAUUUUGUUCCUAAAUCUUGCUGAUCUCAGUCCAGUGAAUUGGAGGACCUUUUGGAGGACCUGCAGAGUGGCGGCCAGCAGCAGCAGCAGAUGUUUGGAGCACAACCUUCAGUCAGAAGAUCAGCCUCCACUUCAUCCUCCUCUUCCUCUGUGCCGCCUAGUUCCUCUGCAGAUAAACAGACCAUCAUCGGCAACAUCCUGCAGAUGACAGACAGCACCAGCACCAGCAGCAGCCCCCCCAACCAGCACAGAGCUUUCCCCACGAUGGGACCAGCAGGUACGUCCAGUUCAGGGUGGUUCUAAGUGGAUAAAUCUGUAUUAAUCGAUAUCUUAGACCGUGCUACCUUCACCAUAUCUCUGUCUGAGGAUAUAAAACAGAUAUGACACGCCCACUUUUUGUCUCUCCAGCAGGUUUUAACAGUGCCAGGCCAGGCCAGCCGGGUCGAGCCCCUCCCCCGGUCAGGAGCGCAUCUCUGGACGGCAGUAUGGGCCCCAAUCCCAACACUGGCAGACCAUUUCCUCCCCAGCACAGAACCAACGCCCCCUACUCCCUACUGCAGCAUCAGCAACAGCAGCAAGGCAUGAUGGGAACCCAUACAGGCAUGGCCAACCAGGCGGGGAUGGCCAAUCCAGGUCAGAUACCUUAAUUGUCUUGUCCUCAGGGAAAAUAGUGUCAGAGUUAAUAUAUGAUAAUAAAAUUCUAACGAUCUUUAAAUCUGAUUGUUUCUGUUCUUUUCAAAUCAGGCAUGCUGAGUAACGGGUCAAUGAGGGGCCCUAUGCAGCAAGGCUGGGGUCCCCAGGGGCCCUUAGGAGGGAGUGCUGGAGGAAUGAUGGGCCAAGGGGUAGGACCUGGUCGCAUGGUCCCCAAUAUGAACUCUGCAAUGCCCACAAGAGGCCCUCAUGGGUCCAGAGCCAUGGUCAACAUGCAGAUGAUGAGCAACGGUGAGAAGAAAAUCGAGAAAAAGACAAAAACUGUCUGACGUAAAGUUUAAUCAUAUUAAUACCUGAUGUUGCUUUUUUCUCACCUUCAGAGAUGGAGAUGGCGAACCCAACCUACCCUCAGCAACAAGCUCCACCCAAUCAGACUGCACCAUGGCCAGACCGAAUGAUGUCCAUGGAUCACUAUGGAAACCAAAGCAGGUAAAAAGUCAAACAUAAAGCACCAGCAUCUGUUGGCGGAUUUACAAAUCAAAACCCUGAGUCUGAUGUGACAAUAACAACAUGUUUCCUUCAGGCCACCGUAUGGCGUCCCCCAAGGAGACGGGAUGGGGUGCUGCAGCACAGGACCCGAGGGUCAGCCAGAUGAGGGCACUCUGUUGAACCAGCUGUGCUCUGUGCUGAAGGACUUUGAGGGUCUGGAGGAGAUCGACAAGAUGCUGGGGAUCCCAACGCUGGCUGGACAGGUGAAACCCAAACUCCCAGGAAUAUGGGUGCUUAAAAAUAUACUGGUUCCUGUUGCUUAUAACCCGUUCUUUCCUCCCUGCAGGGUCCCAUGUCAGACCAGGACCAGUACCUCGGCUCCUCAGACCCAUCAGCCUCCAUGAAGCCUCUCCUGUACGGUCAGCAACACUACAGUGGUCAGUCUGGAUACAGCAACAUGGCUCCUGAUGGCGGUUUUCAUGGCCCCUCCAUGGGUGGCCAUAUGGGUCCUCAGAGGAUGCCGCCGGCUGGUUACCCUCCAAUGAUGAGGAUGCCGGGGAGCGUGGGGCCCAGAGCAGCUGGGAUGAGACCAGGGGGGCCAAAUCCAGGCGUGCCACCUCAGCCCAACAACCUGAGGCUGCAGCUGCAGCACAGACUCCAGGCCCAGCUGGUAGGUGGCAACAAAUAUUUAUCAUCAGCCCUCUCACUGCCAUGCGAUGUUUGCUGACCACAAACCAGGACUGUUGUUGUAAACAGAUGGGACUGACUGUCCAUCCAGCUGGUGAUCAGCCUUUUAAAUACAACAUUUAGAAAUUUAAUUGAGGAUGUUCACCAUGAUAUUGUUCAAAAGUGAUGGAUGCAGCCACCUGAUGGCACUCAAAGGUUUAUGAACUAAUGGCUGAAAGCCUCAAAUUUGGCAUCUUGGCUCUUUGGAGCUCGAGGUGUCCUGGAGAUGAGCCUGACUGCACCGAUGCUAACAGGGUUCACUGGGUUUAAACAGCAGCAGCAGCCUCAGAGGAACAAAUGUGUUUCAACUUUUUGCCUUCAUCAGUAGUUACCUGCUGCUGAGACACAUAAAAAUGAACACACAUGUGAGGUACUGACACACAUACAGAGCUGCUCUCUAACUUAUGAAGAUGAUACACGGGGGCUGUGCUACGUAACUGACUUAAUGUCAAAAAUGUUCUUUUUAUCUCCCAUCAUGGUUAUUUAUCCAGGUGCAUGAUACCUUUAUUUAAUACUUUGUUUGUUAAGGUGGAAUUAUGUAAAAUAAAUUAUUUUUAAUUGCUGUUUUAAAGUCAUAUUUUUGUAAUGCUAAGGAGGUCUAUCACUAGAUUUUUAGAUUCAAGCUACAGUGGAUUCAGUAAUAAUUUAUUUACACAACUCUUUAUGGUUUAGAUGCUAAAUGGUAGCGUGUAAAAGUCUAGACUGCCACCUGGUGGAAAUUUGAGAAAACAGCAGGUGUAUUAAGGCUGUUGGUUUAGCAGCUGGUUCAGAUGGGAGACACGGCAUUUGCACCUCUGUCUCCAGGAUUCUGCCAGUGUGAGUGAGAAGAGAACAGUGUGAUUAUUGUGAUGACUAAAUCAUUUAUCUCACUUCAUUGCAGAACCGUCAGCCAAUGGUGAACCAGAUGAGCGGAGUGUCCAAUAUGAAUCUACCUCUCAGGUCUAACGUACCAAACCAGGUCAGUCAGAAACGAACACAUUCCUGUAAGAAUUUCACUCACUCACUCCUUAAACAUCCAAAUACCCGCCAUCACAGAUGAACCAACUCCUGUGAGAGAAUCGAACAUUGAUGGAAAAUAAAAAGAUAGCUGAAGGUAUGAAGGUUCCGAAUUGGAAAUGACCUGUUUUUGCUCAGCAGUGCAGUUGCAAUAGAAUGAGAACAAAGCAAUAGAAUGUGAUCGAAGAAUGGAAUCAAAACAAUAGAAUUAGAAAGCAAUAGAAUGGAAUCAAACUAAUGAAAUGGAGUCAAAACAAUCAAAUGAGAACAAAGCAAUAGAAUGGAAUCAAAUCAUUAGAAUGGAAUCAAAGCAUCAGAAUGAAAUCAAAACAAUAGAAUGAGAAAGCAAUAGAAUGGAUUCAAACUAAUGAAAUAUAAUCAAAACAAUAGAAUGUGAUCAAAGCAUUAGAAUGUGAUCAAAACAAUAGAAUGAGAAAACUAUCAAACCACUGAGUCACAAUGAAGAGCUCAAUAUGAAAACCUUGUAAGAACAGUAAAUUAAACAGGAGCAUCACAAAGAUUAAAAAUAGUUUAAUACUUGUGAAUACCAAAAAAGCAAUUAAAAAAAAAAAGAAAAACUCCUUUUGACUUUGUUUUUCAUCAACUUCUCUGUGUUACUUUUUUGUUUCCAGGGAACCCUCAAUGCCCAGAUGCUAGCUCAGCGUCAGCGCGAGUACCUCAGCAACCACCUACGCCAACGCCAACAGCAGCAACAACACGUGCACCAGCAGCGUGCCAUGAUGAUGCGAACCCAGGGAAUCAACAUGCCACCUAAUAUGCCCAGCGGGGGCGCCGCUCCAACCCCAAUGCCCAUGGGUGGCACCAACCCACGACUCCCACAGGGAAACCCGCAGCAGUUCCCCUACCCGGCCUCCAGCUACGGUACCGGUCUGCCCUCUCCUCCUCCUCAUCCCAGCUCCACCAGUCCUUUCCCAUCCCCUAUCUCCCCUAGCCAUCACCUGGCUAGCCAGGGCAUGAUGGGAAAUGUAAGCGGGCAGUACAGCGGGGUUAUGAGUCCGCCAUCACAGCACAGUGCCUACCAGUUCAACAGUACAGGUAUUUGAUUAGAGCGCAGUAACGGCGUCGCAGCAGUCUGUGUGUGCUUCUUGGCCGGUGUAGUCGCUUUUUCCCUCUGUGGUAAUCAAAUACUGUAUAAUCAUCUCUGUUUGGUUUAACCUCUUGAGAUCAUGAUUGGAGGUGGUUGAAGGUUGCAUGAUGCUUGUUUUUGUUUGCAAAUCAAUGUUGCAUCUGAUCUUCUGCUUUAAUGUUUAGAUAAACACUCUGUCUAUGAUUGUAACUCUGUCAUUAACCAAUCAGAAGACUUCAUGUUUUUUUUUGUUUUUUUGUCUGAGGAUACUUUGUUGUUACAGUCAUUGUUAUCGUAGUUUCCGACGUAGCUUAUUACUCUUAAAUCUGCUCAAAUCUACAGGAAUGAGCCAACAGCAGCAACACCAGGACCCGGUGUCAGGCUUUCCAUGCGGGGCUGCGACCCCUCAGAGCCCAAUGCUGUCCCCCAGGAUGGGUCAGGGUCAAAGCCCCAUGCUACAGCACACCCAGGGCCAACCCCAAUCCCAGGGUCCCAACCAGGCAGGAGCAGCAGGUUACCAGCAGGGCAGCGACCUCAACGGGUGGCCCCAACCUGCCAACAUCUCCACCAGCAACAGGUGACAGAAGAUUAACUGUUCACUAAAUUUUACAUGAACCUUUUUGAGUGUUUUUGUGAAUACCAUCAUGCUCUUUGACUCUUCUUUUUAGUGUGUACCCUCAGCAGUCCCAGUCUCAGUACUCAGCACAACCCAACGGGGGAAUGUACAGCAACAACGCCAACAUGAACCUGGGAGUCAUGGGCAGCAACGGCGGCAACAUGAGCCAGAUGUCAGCACAGAUGAGUUCCAUGACCUCCAUGAACACAGACCAGGUGAGAGAUGCAAAAAUUCACCUAUUUAAAUGGAUAAAAUAUUAUUACCAUUGUUAAAGUUCUUAUCUGAUUUAAACUCCAUGUCUGUCUUCAUCACUGUAACUCUCAGGUGUGUGACAGCAUUCUGGGGCAGCUUGCAGAAAUCGACAUGUUGACACAAGAUGGUGAAGCCAAUUCUGUGAGUAAAGGUUUCUUGUCUUGCACACAUUACAUAGAUAUUUUGGGCUUAAAUUUGAUUCAAUUUAAAGUUUAUUUUUUUGUAUCAAAAAAUAGAAGAGUAGCCUCUAAGGUGACAUCUAUCCAUAAUACCCUAUAUUGUUUGAGACAGCAUUAUACUUGGACGAGGGGUGGUACUGGGAAGGAAUGAGGGUGUUAGCCAAAUCUCUAUCAUCAGUCAGUACUUGAAAGUUGGUAAAAGCAGCUUUUAUGUUAUUCAUGAUACUAAUUUAAUAAUCAAACGUACAUCCAAAAGAGCUUGGUUCAUAGUAACUACAGUUGUCCAUAAGGGAUUGUGAAUUUGGUGUGCCUCAGGGCUCCAUUUCAGGUCUUCAUUGAUUCUCUUCGUAUAUCCUUCCACCCUGUCCAACUACUGCUGCAUUAUUCAUACUUCAUAGACAUCCUGUGAAUUAUAGGUUAUUUCAUUAAAUGCUCUGCUCGUUUGUUUUUCUCUGUUGUACAGAAUUUCUGCUGACCCCGGCUGCUGUCCACACGAGGUAACACAGGAGCUCAUGCAAAAACACUCAAACCCACUCAGCUCAGCAAUCAGAGAGACAUUAAGUAGUUAAAGACACGUGAUGGAAACGCUUGUUUCUCCGUCACACCAGCCGACACUGAGGCACUACGGAGAGAGGACGACUUUAUAUAUAAGACAGUAAAUGGAAGUUUGCAGGUUCGUGUGUGAGACGGAAACAACGGUGUCACCGUUUGAGACCGGAGAACUGAAAGGCUGUCGAGCAUGAAUGAAACCUCUGGAUUUUAUCUGAAAUAUUUCAGAGCUGGACUGAAAACUUAAAUGAAUGAAAAGGUUUAUAAAAAUAUUUUACUAUUAUUUAUAGUUUUGAUGAGGUUUUAGAGAUUAUUUGUAUGACACACAAAAAAAAUCAAGGAUAUCUUUCGCUUAAGAAAAUCUCCCAAAAUGGUACAUUUUGAUGUCAAUUUAAAAUUAAUAUAUUUCAACUGCUGUAGUUACGAGGAGCUAAAUCCUCGUGAAACGACUUUUUGAAUGAAGGUGAAUGUGUAUAGAUAGUGUACAUACAAAGAUUUAUUAUACUCUCUUUUACCCUCAGUGACAUGGAGAAGCAGUAGUUUGGAGUUUUAGUCCGACAAACAUUUCUCAGAGAGCAGAUCUGUCAUUGGUUAAACUACACAUCAGGGGGCGGAGCUAAAGGUUUUGCGGGUCCCAAUGGCAAAAAUGCUACAUGCUGCUGUUUUCGCUAUUUUGAAUCUUAAAGCUUAAACUUUAACCAUGUGGUCAAGCAGCAACAAGAGGUUGGUUUGAUUAGCACGUUUAGUGAUGAAAACUAAAACCAACACAGAAGUGAAAUAAACUACAGUUACACGAUUAUAUAGCAGAGUUAAACAUGUUUACACCCCAAUGCAAAAAGGCAGCAACAGGCUUAAAUAAUUAGCCCCGCCCAUAACAAAACCAAUUUUCUUUUAUCAAGAUUAAGAGUCACACAUUAUUGGGUAGAAUCAGCUGUCUGUAUGAUUUACACAAUGAACUUAGCCCGCUUUAACUCUGUAGCUUGAGUCAUUAUCCAAUAUGGCGACCAAGCUGACGACUCGGCCCAGAACUCAUCCAUUUUGGUCAAGAGUGAUGAGUCAUUAGGGAGAGGUUACAGCGGCUGUUUUGAUCUGUUGGGUCCAGAAUCUCGCCAACAGUCGAAUAGGUUGGAGUGACAUUUGGAACAGCUGUUCAUUCUACCACUACUGUCAAUUUAAGAACAUUAAACCCCCCUGACUUUUUUUUAGCAUCAUUAUCAGGUUAGUCUUUUAACUCGUCCAUUAUUUUGGUUUUAGACUCAAAAUCUAAAGAGUAAAUGUGAUUCCUAUUAUUUUAAUGUAGAUAAUUAGCUCCGCCCACUGUAUUUCCAACCAAUGAAACACAUCUUACUGGACAGCAUCUUUGCUUUUGGGUACAACUGAUGAAACUCUGAGUUACUGCGGUCGUAGACCUCAUGGCUGCGAUGUCACACUGAAGGGGGGGGGUAGUUUUGUUGUGUUUGGGUCAUUCUGUGCGUGAAGAUGAUUUUUGAAUGACAAACAGUCGAACCCUACUCUGUGUACUGUUGAUGAAUGAAUGAACGAGUCAGGGCGGUCUCAGAAGGAUGUUCAGUUUUGCAUAAAGACGGGCAGGUGAUCGAGAACCUUUACAAUCCAAAGUCAUGAAACUCUCACAGACUGGACCUCAGAGAUUUUGGGAAUAGAUUCAUCAGAUCAUUUCAAAGGUGCUCUUUGUAUUCAUUAGGUGCUGUCUCAUAAACUUGACUGUAACUGUCCAAUCCUAAUCUUGAAUUGAGACGGUCCACAAAUCUAUAAACCUGUAAAGCACACACUGGAAUAAAGACAGACAAUGACGAGUACGGCGGAGUGUUAGGUCCACAUUAAAGAAAAGAAGAAAUGAGAUUUAAAUAGUGUAAAGGUAAAUUACAAGAAUGAAGUCAGAGUGAAAAGUAUCAUAAAAUGAGGCGGUUAGAUUAUCAUUUAUGCCCAAUCGUCUCAGCGUUAACACUUUUAUUUUUACUUUUAUGACGUUAAACUUCACAAGCCACAAGUGAAACUAGCUCCUCUUCAAACAGUCCCCUCCAAAAUAUCAGAAACACCAAGUUUUUUUUCUUGUACAAUUAACACUUAACUUUUGGAAUAUCACUUCUUUUUCCACAUGAAAUCGAAAUUCAAUCAUCUUAAAAACAGUUUAACCACUUUACUCUUUUGACAUAAGAGUUUCUUUCAUGAUAUUCCGACUUCAUCCUGAUGACGUUGUCACUUAUUCUGGUAAUACUGGGAUCUUAUUCUUGGUUUACAACUAUUUGACCUUUAUUCUCACGAUUGCACCACUUUCUAAAAUUACAACUUAUAUUUAUGACAUAAUGACUUGUCUCAUGAUAUUACACCUUCAUUCUCAAAACAUCACAUUUUCUUUAACGUGGACCUGAUAAACGAGAGGACAGGGAUGUGAAAAUGCAAACUGGACACAAAACAAAAACACUGAACAGAACUUUUGACUUUUUCCCUAUUCAGGAAAUGUUGACCCCGUGAUUUCUCCAUUUCUCUUAAGAUCUUAGCACAGGAAAGUCAACUCCAGUGUGCAUUUUGUGAAAUCCCAAAGAUUUUAAGGAGACAACUUCUGAGAGAAAAUGAAAGCCAUGAAAAAAAAAAGUCCUGAAUGUCAAACUCUCUGCAAAGUUUGGAAACAAUCAAAAAGAUGUAAACUCAUGUACAUAACUCCUGAUGUUCUAGAUGAAAGUGAAAUAUUUUCUCUUGGUUUCAACUGAUACAGUAUAUAAAUACUGUAUAUAUAUAUAUAUAUUGAAGAGUUCUUGAUUUAUAGAUUGAUAUUUUAUCUAUUGCAAAAUACUGUAAUUCAUGUAAGUACCUUAAGAUGCGAAGAUGAAGCAUAAUGCCUUAGAUCUGUGAUUCUUUGUCUGGUGUUUAUCUGUCUGGUUUACAGGUGUACUUUAUUAUCUGUCAGUCCCAUACUGCUGAGUGAGUGAGUGUUUCACCACUUCAUUCUGUAGCUACAAGAGUUCAAUAACCAGGUUUUUGAAAAUCUUCUAUCAUGAAGUGACGCUGAACGACAAGUUCAUGGUCUCAAGGAAAGCUAGAGUAACUGCGUGUUAGCCUUCGUGAUCACGGUGCAGAAACGUGCUUUUAAUUUUGAUGUAGUUUAUUUGCGUUGUCACACCUUGUAUGUGCGCAACGCACCAGGGAGGUUCUCCCAGACUAACACAGUGUUUUUUGUUUUUUUUUAAAGGGGCAUUUCAUAGUCUUUGACUUUUGUUGAUCUCAAUGACCAAUAAGCUCUGUAGCAACAUCUCAGUACAGUUAGCUGUAAAUUACAGUAACUUACUGUAAUUGUACGCAGUGAUGUAGCGCUAAUGCUGGAACAUACUAAUAUGAACAUAACACACCCAUCCCAUGUUUUUGAAUACAGACACUAUACCACUCCCUGUUAGACAACCCGAAAUCUGAGAGCCAUCAGCAGAUGCUCUUAGUAUGCCGAUGAUGCUAAUGUUUGCCAUGUUCUAAUGUUAGGGAUCUUAAAUAUGAUCCUAUAGCUCCAUUGAUUUUCUCUGUCCUUAAUUUUUUGGCUUUGUAUCAAUCUGGGAGAAAUGUCAACAAUUUGUGACAUUAUUGAUGUUCAUACAAUCCUUAUAACUCUGAGGGUGGGAAGCUCAAAUAAUGUUACCUGGUCUUCCUGAUGUUUUCCAGAUCAUAAGACACAUAAACCACAAUAAUCCAACAAAUUGAUGGAUCCUUGUUUGAUGUGCAGCCAUGAAAAUAAUAGACGGUGUAAAUGUUGGGAGAGAUGGGGCUAUUUAGCUUACAUUAGAACUCAGCAAAGUUAGCAUUUAGCCACUUAUGAGAUAGCAGUUAUGCUUUAAAAUCAUCGAUAGAACGGGAAAGGCAUCGAUUAUUUUACUAAUAACCACUUUAGAAGAGCUAAUGUUAAUGCUGAACAGAAAAUUAGCCAGUCUACGAUACAAUCUGCAGGUACCGUAAGCCUCGAGCAUGACAUCAUGAGGAGAAGACUGCUGAAGGGAAUCUGGGCGGUACGCUUUAGUUCAAAGAGGAGGUUUUAUGAUCAUUUUUAGGCUUAAAACCUGCGACAGAACUUAUGGUUCAAAAUACUCCUUAUUUAUCUCACCCAGCGUCGGCACACAGGAAAUUUUAGGUACUGUCUCUUUAAGGCCCCUUUCCCUGCAGACCUACUUUCUUCUGAUUGGCCAGUUCUCUAGAAUGUUACCAGGUUGUUAUUGUACAGGAUCAAUGGAGGAGUUCUGUGGCUUUGUGACAUCACAGAAUUCCGGAUAUAGAUACAUUUUAAUAGAGAUGAACUGUAGAGCAGACCGAACUCUGAACUCUGAGAAUCUAAAUAGUUGUACCUUUAUUAGCCGGCUCUAAAAACAGAAAAAUAGUCACUCUAUAAAACAGCAUUCAUUUGUGAUGGGAGGUUCAGUUUGCUUAGUUAAAUAUUUUUAUUUUAAAGUGUUUUCAAACAAGGAUGCAAGUAUUCAAAAACCUCUUUUUUUUGCAGCCCAACAGAUUCACUUUCAAACAAUCCAUUUAAACAUCUCAGCAGUGACAGUCAGUACACUUUACAUGGAGCGUGUUAUUAUGCAAAAGCCCAGACGUUCACGCCACUUUAUGCAAGCUGUCGACUCUAAUGUUGCUUUUGCCAAUGCUGCUUGUUAAUUUAUGAUUCAUGCCACUGUAAAUAAAUUAUUUUUAUGGAAUUGGACGACUCUCGUCUUUUUUUCCCCCUGAACUAAAAAGCACCACAGACCUGACACUGAAAGCCUAUGCCAACGAGAGGAAAGAACUCUUUCCAUCCAUAAAAGCAAUUUUUAAUCAUAAUUGAUAACCAUAAAUUGCUUUUUGGUGGAAUGACAGUCUUCUUGUGUAUGCAUUUCCUUCUUUACACCAGCAGGGGGCAACAGAUCACAGGAAUUUCAAUUGACUGAGUGUGGUCUUGACCUAAAAUUUGCUCAGUGAAUUUUUUUGGGAACAUGCAGAGAUUUCC